CAGGGAUUCUGGGAGUCAGACAUUUUCUCAGUGCUGUGGAUUGUAUUCUAUUAAGAGACGUCGGUAGAUGAUCUGUAAGGUGAGUACAAAUAUAUUGAUCCAGUUAUCGCCUCUCUGGUUUCAUGUAGACCACCCCGAUAUCUGUAAUGACAUCUGACAGACUUCCCACCAUGUCUGCUAUUGCACAAUGGGACCAUGGGGACUGGAUUUAAGGGGGAGAGGGAGGGGGUGCUAACCAGGGUUUGGGAAGAAAGCACAAAGAGGGUUCCUGGAUUGGAAUAUUGUAUAUCGAUAAAAUAAUCCGGGCCGUGAGUCAUGCGUCCUAAUUGGAGGAUUAGUAUUUCUUAGUGUCUGGAUGAGUGGGACAUGCAAGUGGGGCUGUAAUGUAGAUUUAUACAAAAAAACACAAAAACAUUUGUCAUAGAUAAAGUAUAAUCUGUGUAGGUUUAGGUGCUCAUUUCCCCCAUUUCAUAAGAUCUGGGUGCAUGUGACUUUAGGACUGAAUAUUGAGCAAUAUUUCACAUAACUCCUGCAUGACCGUGCCUGUCUUUAGAUAGAUUUCGUAUUUGCUGUUGAACAUACUCUGUUCUGGAAAGCACUUUACCAUAUGUUCUACAUUUCUAAAACAACCACCUGCUGGCUGACGAGACUUGUACAUUCACGAACGUGUGUGUAGACUGUAGAGACAAGUUUGCCUACAUCUUAGAUUGUGUCAUUUAUCUUAUCUUGUUUCAUUGCCAAACCUUAGAUCAAGUACAAUAUGCUAGAAUACUAUAAAAUCAGAAUACAAUAUGCUAGAAUUGAAAAUACAUUUUCAUAAAAACCAUAAAUUCUCAAUCAUCCAGUUAGUUAAAGUAAGUGGACAGUGUAUGUGACCAGAUAUUACCAUGUUUGAAGAUUUUGCUUGAAGAUCCUCAAGUUAUGGACAAUACAGAAUAGAUAACACAGUGCCACAUGUAAAUUUCAGAUGUACAGAAAAAUCACCUGAUUCAAAAAUAUAUGUUAAAAUCAUAGAAUUCAAAUGUGAUUACUUUAAUUGACUCGAAAGUAUGUACUUUGUACCAGAGAGUGUGGUGCCAUUAUUAUCCUCAUAUGCGAUUUUAUGUUCCUUCUUGGUUCUUUCACUAUAUAGGGUUUCUAGCUACAAUUAAAAUAUAAAACUGGCAAAUUUACCUUUUGUAUUAAGCUUAUCCAAGUCAUCUAAAUAAAGUAGUUAUAGUGCCUACAGAAGUUCCCCAAAUGAAUGUAUUUUACUAAUUAGAAGGCUUGGAAGUGUGACUUCAAGCCAUGCCUCCAAGUAGGAGAGACAAAACUGUUACAUCCCAGCUCUCACACUAGCAUACCAUCUGCCAUAAUGAUUCAUUGUGAGCAGUGAUACUCUCUUGCAGAAUCAUAGCCGCAUCGUGGUAAGCACCACUCAUGCUCCUAUGGUCCACACUGCUCUUCUACGAAGAGCAUUGGAUUGGACCAUUAAACUGGUGGCAUACCUCAAAGUUGACAUCAGGCGCUGGUGAGAAAUCUUAUUUUUUUUUUUAGUUACAUUUUCUUUUAAAAAUGCAUGUGAUGAGAAGGACGGAUAACAGAAAGUUCAGAAAUAUGGUACAAAAUAUAUCACUGAGCUGCACGAGGAUAAUAAAUAUUUUCCAAUGAGGGAAGACAAAAGUCAACCUUUCAAAGUACAAGAAUCCUUAAAAUAUACUCUAAUACAGGUCUCAAAAUCUACCCAUUGGCAAGUGAAUAUUUAGCCCUGGGGAGUAGACAGUCACCCCUGGUUGAUUACACCAUGUAACUUCCAGGCUUUCAGUGGUAAGUAACUUAAGUAGCCUUGGCUAGUAGCAUAGGGCUUGAAAUUCUAAGCCCUGCAAGCGCUUAGAGCACCAUGCACCGACUUUCAGCUCUUGAAGUGGUCAAAAACUUGUGCAAUUUAGAGGAAUUGCUGUCCAACAGAGCUGUCAUUCAAGUAGCCCAAAACAAGCGUUCAAGGUUUCUUGUGUUCUUUUUGUCCAAGUUGUGUGUGUGUGUAGUGCCUGCACAUUACUCUCUGUUUUGCAUUUUUCAAUGAUUGACAUGUUGGUUUUACAUUUCAAGAAUUGCAUUAUAAAAUGUAACUGAUCAGAAUUACAUAACUAAAUCUUUAUUUUAUUAUUAUUGGCAUUUAUAUAGUGACAACUUACAAUAGCUGCUCGUUUGCUGUUGACAAGCCCUGUAACUAUAUUUCAGGUCAAUUGUACUUGCCAUAACUGCUGCCUUCAUUGUGCUUAUCUUACUGACCCAAUAGUCCAUUGAUUAGCACAGAAUUUUGUGCUUGAAAUGUGUUUUGUCAGGCUCUCUGGGGAAAUGUCCUUGAACUGAAUCAAUAAAUAUAUGAAUCUGUUGUACUGAUUAAAUAAAUCAGCAGUAGCAGACCUUGUAGUCGCACUGCUGCAAUAGCACACUGCCAGCAUUAUUGUGUACCCCUAUGUGUUACUUUGUAUUUUUAUAUAACGUGCUAGCCCCUCCCAUCGCUCUCUGGCAGCAGCAGGAAGUGGUUUCCUAUCUGCGAACCACUGAACACGUGACGCAAUCGUCCUCUCUGAGCGAGAACCAGGAAGUGCGACGCAUUGCGCACCGGAGGCUCAUGGGAAACGGGAAGCAAAUAAACCAACAACAAUGCACCGCGGUCUCCCAGGCUCCCCAUGCCUGCGUGGCGCGUCGGGGAAAUGGGCGGAGCCGAGCGAUCAAGGAAGCCGCCUGCCUCUUGUGUGCGUUGCUAUGGAUACCGCCUAAAAUAGCCGGGGCCAUUUUGCAUUGCUGGCUGUCAUCUGUAACGGUUUUCUGCAACCUUCAACAAUAAACUGCCGUGAUAAGAGAGCAGCAAGUCCUCAAUGCAUUGCACUGAAUGGCAGUGACCUAAUGUACAGCGUGGUGCUGUGUAGGCAGGUGGUUGUGUGCAAUAUUAUUAUUAUUAUUAUUAUUAUUACUGGUAUUUAUAUAGCGCCAGCUUAUUAAACAGCGCUUUCAUGAAACUGCCUCAAAAUACAUACGUAGUAUGUAUGUGCAGGCUGUGCAUCACGCUCGAUAAUGUUGCAUUUUGCUGGUUUAAUCACCUUAAUCUUCAAGUCAGGAUAUGACACCGAUUUUAAAAGAGCUGACCCCAUGGAAGACUGUGUGUACUACGUUAAUUGUGGCGUGUUUCAGUAAUGAGCUCAAUAGGGCCAGCAAACCUGGUAGAUGUCCGUAACAAACUCAGCAGUGCAGUGUAUAUGUGGAUAACCUGUAGUUAUGAAAGUUUUUUUUUUUUGUUUUUUUCAUGGUUGGAAAGCAGAAAGACCUCCUGUGGGAGGGCCCUUCUACUCUCCUUGGCAAUCAGUUCUUCUGUGCCGAAUAAUUGAUUGACAGGGGAGAGAAACCUAUUUCUAAAUAUUUGUAUUUCUCCCGAUCUAUAUAUUUGAUUGCACAAUGUAUAGAUGACAUUUCAUGCUUUUUAAAAUGUAGUUGGAGUAGGAGAGGGGGUGACAGCUUUCAUUACAAAAUAAUAAAUUAUAUUUUUUAAUGUACUAGGAGCCAGCUCAGUGAUAACACAUGUAGUAUAAGAAGUCAAAGACAUUGGUUGUCUGGAAAGAAAACAAACCAACUUUCAUUGGAAUGUACAAAAAGAAGUCACAGAGGACUUAGACUUAAAGGGACGCUAUAGUCACCAGAACAACUACAGCCUAUUAACACCUUUAGUGGCAGUCACUGGCGUGAGACACUGAACGCCUCUCAUAGAGAUACAUUGAUUUGAUGCAUUUCUGUGAGGAGAUGCUGAUUGUGCACAAUAGCCUCCCAGUGCUUUCCUAUGUGAAAGCAUUGGAUUGGCUGAGAUCACCAAAAUUGAUGAUCUCAGCCAUGGAGGCAGAGCCAGUAAGGUAAAGGUAAGUGGCUAAAAAUAACAAUGGGACAACGCCCUUAUGAGAAAACAGCAAGGAAAGGGGGAGUAGAAUAUUUUACAAAGAAAUACAUUAUACACACCCUUUACAUAUAAUGGACACAAGGCGGCAAAAAUAUUAAAGGGUUUUAACUCUUCAGAUGUAAACAUAGCAGUUUCAGAGAAACUUCUCUGUUUACAUUGCAGGGUUAAUCCAACUUCUGGUGGCUGUCUUCCUGACAGCCGCUAGAGGCGCUUCUGCGACGCUGGAUGCGAAAUUUGCAUCCAGCGUGCAGAACUUCCAUAGGAAAGCGUUGAGAAAUGCUUUCCUAUGGACUGUUUGAAUGCGCUCGCGGCUCUUGCCGCGCAUGCGCAUUCUGCUCCACUUGGGAGCUGACGUUGGCGGGGAGGAGAGGUCACCAGUGCCGAGGGAGCCCAGCAUUGGAUAAAGGUAAGUGGCUGAAGGGCUUCAGCGCCACAGGAAGGGGGCCCUGAGGGUGGUGGGGGGUCCUAAGGAUGCUGUAGUGUCAGGAAAACUAAUUUGUUUUCCUGACACUAUAGUGAUCCUUUAAAAGCAAUCAGAGAGGAAAACAAUGUUUCUUUUUCACUUUUUUCUUUUUAAGUGUUUGCCCUGGCCUUAUCUUUUCACAACUGAAUUAUAAUGUGAAAUGCAAAAUUAGUAAAAUAUAUUUUAAAGAAAAUAGCUAUAAAAAAAAAAAAAAAGUUAGCACAAGUUAUAAGUGUUUUUUUUUCUAUAAUUGUGAAUUCGAUGGUGUGAAUUGUAGAGAAGUGAAAGUUCCCCUUUAAGUCCGUUAUGGAUGCAACCACCAAUGCAUUUUGUAACCAAUUCACGUCACAGACCAAGUAGUAAAGGAACACUGUAAGCACCUAAAGCACUUUAGCUUGUUUUUUUUAUUUAAAUUUAUUUUUCAGAAAGCGCAGAUUUCAAUAGAAAUUGACACUUUUGUAAAUGAAAGGACCACUAUAGGCACCCAGACCACUUCAGCUCAUUGAAGUGGUCUGGGUGCCAGGUCCAUCUAGGGUUAACCCUGCAGCUGUAAACAUAGCAGUUUCAGAGAAACUGCUAUGUUUACAUUUGGGGUUAAUCCAAACUCUAGUGGCUGUCUCACUGACAGCCACUAGAAGCUCUUCUCACUUGGGAAAUGCUUUCCUAUGGACAGUUUGAAUGCUCGUGUGGCUCUUGCCGCGCAUUCAGCGCUGACGUCGGGAGGAGGAGAGUUGCCCGGCACUGGAGAAAGGUAAGUGUUUAACCCUUCAGCCCGCUUGAGCCCAGCGGCAGCGGGAGUCGGACCCUGAGGUUGGGGGGGAAGCUAAAGACCCUAUAAUGCCAGGAAAACUAGUUUGUUUUACUGGCACUAUAGUGGUCCUUUAACCUUGUUACACCCCCACCUGUCAAUCAGACAAUUAGUUCUGUUGCUUCCUGGUUUGUUUAGCUCAGUAGCGUUAAACUCAAGAGGCAGCAAUCGCUCAGAGCAAUUGCCUUGCAAAUACUUUUUAUUGUAUUUAAGCAGUGGAAUGUCCCUUUAAACACUCUUUAAAAUACUUUACUUAAGACACAAGUUGGUCUUUGGAGCUAUCAGUAAAUAAUCAAGAGGAUAAAGUAUAAAAAUAUCAGAUCUUUGGUCAAUUCACAUUCUGGUCAUGUUCAUUUCAUUACCUUUUAUGUGUCUUUGAUGAAGUUCUUUAAAAAAAAAAAUUAGUGUAUGUAGUUUUACUAAUAACUAUAAUUACAGAAUGUAGUGUUUUAAAAUUAGCAUUAUGCAAGUAAUUUUUUGUUUUUCUCUGUCCAUUAGUAUUACAUCAUAUGUAUGAGUCUCAAAAUGGCAGUUUAUAGAAGAUUAGAAAACCCUGCUUAUAUAUAACUGGUUCCUAAAUCAUCAGCCAUACGCCUAAUAUGCCAGAAUCACCAGACUGUGAUAGGUAAGUAAGUACACUUUCAUUUCUAUCUCCAGAAUUUCAUAUUUCUCUAAAUAGAAAGUUUGAAUCUUACCACAGAUGAUCAUUGUAACAUCCCAUAUUUAAAAGUGGAUGCAUUCUUUUUAAUUAGCAAAGUAGCGAAGUGGAAAAAACAGUACCUUUUUUAUUUUAUGGGUAUAUAUCCUCCUGUUUUAGCACUCUAGUAUUGAUAAAUGUCAAAGCUCAGCAUUUCCUAAAGACAUUCAUAUUGAGCCAGUUUAACUUUUAAAUAGCUGAUUAGAGCAGUGUUAAUGCCACUGCCUUAGAACUGGUAAAUUCUGUUUCAAAACCCAAUCAGACCACUUGCUAGUAAGUGUCUUUGGCAAGACACCUAAUGAUAUAUAUCCAACUACCUGAAAUCCUCAUAGAUUAUAUGCUCUUUUGAGAUUGGCCUUCAAAUAUCCCCAUUCUAUAUUUGUGUGCUAUAUAAGUAAUAAUUAUAUAGAAAACUUACAUUUUAGUUUAUCUAUAGUAGAACUUCUGGAUAUCUUUUAAAGGGACAUUAUAAGGUCAGGAACACAAACACAUAUUCUUCACCCUAUAGUGUUAAAACACCAUAUAUCCCCUCCCCAUAGCCUGAAGGGAAUGGUUAUAUUCACCAGAACAAAUACAAUAAGCUGUAGUUGUUCUGGCGACUAUAGUGUCCCUUUAAAAAGAAUACUAAUCCUAAAUUCACACAUAUAGCGCCCAUGUGAAAAGCAGAAUUUGCUUUGUAAGCAAAAAAAAUUAUAAUUUUGAUAAUUCUGUGGAAAGUGCAACACAUACAAUUCUUUUAAUACAUUCCUGUUGAACCUUACAUAUAUAUGCACUUAAAAUAAAAAAAUCACGUUCACCUAAUAUGUUGCCUACUUACUGUGCGAAUGUGUGUUGUUUUUGUUGUUUAUGCUUUUUUUUUUCUGUAGUUUCAAAACGUUAACUAUGUGUUCCAUUUUUAAUGCAUAUAAUUUGCCUGUAUUACAAAGCUUACAUGUUGAUUUUUCUUUGUUUUUUUAGGCUCCAGCUGCAUGAACACGGUAGGAUAACUGUUAUUUUGUUCAUUUAAAGGGACACUACAUUUGCUACAUUUUUAUUUGUAUUUUUUUCUUUUUUUUUUCCUCUAGAAUAAUUUGUUUUGCUCCUGAACUGCGGUGUUAUAUUACCGAAAAUACUGUUGAACAUCUGCCAUAUACAUACACCUUUGGUCAGGCAGUGUUUGAAAACAGACCGUUAGUCUCUAUAGUCUUCCCUGCUUCUGAGCAGGGAGUGAAGCAGGAAAGACCAGAGAGACUGUCUGUUUUCAAACUCUGUCUGACCAAAGGUGUAUGUAUAUGGCUGAAGGAUCCUGUCAUAUACUGAAGGUAGAGAUGAGAUUUUCUCUCACCUCCCCCACCCCUAUAUACUUCAUUUAAAACAAACAAAAAUCUAUUUAUUUUUAAAAUGUGAUGAUAUUAUUAUUAUUAUAAAAAAGUUUUUUUGUUGAGAUGACAGUUGUCCUUUAAAGGGACACUACAACACUAUAGUGGCCAGUUAGGUGACAUUGCCCCCACUGCAAGGGUUAAACAGGUGAGUUUAACUUACCAUUUCUCCAUUGCAGCUCUGGUCUCUGGCGUGCCGCUUCAAUUCUUUGGUUGGUCAAUCAAGAUUUUAUUAGUGGAGUUUUACUCCACUAUAUCAGGGAAAGAGCCUCUAGUGACUGUCAGUGUGACAGCCACUAGAGACAAGUUAACCCUGCAACGACAACAUUGCCAUUUCAUCAUUGCAUCUUCACUGAGAUGCAGUGGUCUAGGUGCUAUAGUGUUCCUUUUAUAUAAAUUGAGUCACUUUUUGGGGAGAGCUCACUGCAGAAGCUGUACGAUCUUGGAUAUAUAUAUAUAUCCCAUACAACAUUGACAACAAACCCCUCUAGACUGUAAGCUCGUCUUGAACUGGGUCCUCUUCAAUCUAUUGUUCCUGCAAGUUUUUGUAAUUGUCUCAUUUAUUGUUAAAUCUCCCCCUCCUAUAAUAUUGUAAAGCGCUACGGAAUUUGUUGGCGCUAUAUAAAUGCCAAUAACUAAUUAUACACCCACACGGAAGUUACAUACACUCAUCCCAGACUGGGAUGCGACUCACUAUGAGAACGCCAGGUCGUUGCAAAACAAUUAGUAAUAUAAUGUAAUAGUCUGCACUCACGGUCUCUGUUUAAAACGUAGCGUUUAUUCGUUCUUGGUUAAAAUGCUGUCCUGAGGAAAGUCCCACGCUGGCACUGAAACGUCGACCUGUUUUGGCAUCACUGUAUGCACUUCAACGUGCACAUUUUAACCACGAAGGAAUUAACGCUGUUUUAAACAGAGACCGUGAGUGCAGACUAUUACAUUCUAUUACUAUUCUAUUAUUCACAUGGCUACAUGUAGUAGUUGGUACUACAAAAUGUAGCCUGAAGAACACCAAAGAAGUUGGACUGCACUGUUUUAAAUAAUGUCAGUGUUUUAAAAUAAAUCUGUUUUGUUAUACAUGCACUCUUAUUUGAAUUUUCUUCUUUAGCUAUUUACAAUGUUUGGAAGGGACAGUUGUAUGUGCAUGACCAACUGAUAUGUGACUUGGCUUUCCAGUCUCCUUUCAAUUGCUGUAUUCCAUCUCAACUGUAAGUAUUUGCAAUAGGUACUUGCUAAAUUUGAAUGCUUAUAUAGUUCUCACCAAUUUAAAAAAAAUUGUAACAUAAAACAGUCAUUUGUAACUAAGCAUUGUUGGUGUUAGCCUCCAUAGAAAUUGUCUCACAGUGAGCUAGAAAAUGCCUUAUUCCCCCAGCUUUUUCUAGCGACAUGUUUAGUGAAGGAAAAAUAUAUAAGGCAUAGUAGUCCCUACUUUGCCUUAUAUAUUUUGGGAGAAAAUUGUCAAAAAAAGAACAGAUUAGUGAGAAAGAGAAGAGCAACAGAUUGAAGCAAGGUAAGUAUAGGAUCACAGACAGGGCCAGAUUAAGAGCCCAGUGGGCCUGGUUCUGACAAUUAGGAUGGGCCUAAUUACAGAAUCUUAUCAACCAAAAACACUAAAACUUUCAUACCUACUAAUUGUCAUGUAUCUGGCGGAAGUGGUGCUGAAGGGAAACUCAUAGGGUGCAGCUAUGAGAAAACAGACACUAUAUGCUAAUCUCUCUCUAAUUAAUGCUUUCAUCGUUCAAGUAAAUCCAUACCCUAUCAGCAGUGUCUAGUGAAGCAGGCAGUCAAUGGACGGGGUAAAAGGGUGGGCCACUGAGGCAAAUCAUGUAAUCAGAACUGCCGAAAGAGAUGAACAUGUCUUAAAUGUCUUUUAUGUAUCACAGUGUCCCAAUGUAUGACAAUGUCUCAGUGCCCCAUGUCUCCCAGUGUCACUUGGACACUAGGGGAAACUUAAGAGACAUGGGAACACUGUGAGACAUUGGGACACUAGGGGACACCGAGACAUAGGGACACUGGGAGACAUACGGACACUGAGACAUAGGGACACUGGGAGACAUGCGGACACUGAGACAAUAGGGACACUGAGAGAUAGGGGACAUUGGGAGACAUGGGGAGACAAACGCUAGGGACACAGUGUCUCAGUGUCCCCAAGUGCCUAGUGUCUCACAGCAUCCCCUAGUGUUUCAGUGUCCCCUGAUCUUCCAGUGUCCCCAGGUCUCUCAGUGUUCCCAGGUCACCUGUUGUCCCAUUGUGUCUCACAGUGUCCCCAUGUCUCCCUGCAGCCUUUACCCCAUCCCUCACUUCCCUGAGCUGUAGGCUGUCUCUGCAGGCUGGGAGCUGCUGUCUGGACUCUCUGUGCUGUGUAGCUGUUCCCCCGCGUAUCAGUGAGUAGAGAGUGGCAGGGAGGGAUAUGCUGUAACUUCCUACACCCACCUCUCUCCACACACCGUGACCCCUACUGGCCAGCGCAGGUAUUGCAGAGUAUUCUCUGUUUAUACAUAGAAAUAUGCCAGCAUUUGUAUUGCUGGUUUUACUGCAAUACUGGCACUGGCCAGGCAGCCUCAUUUACCAUAAAAUACCAGCCACCAAAAACUUUUUGGGAUUACAUGGGCCUUCAGCUGCAGCUCCAUAAGCCCCUAUGUUAAUCUGGCCCUGGUCACAGAGCUGCUAUAGACAGCCGGCAGAUUCAUAGGAUACAGCGGCACGAAACAUUCCAGAUUUGUGCAAAGUGUCAUACAGUAUUUCAUCAGGAAUUGGUUAGCUGCCAGUACUCUUAGAAAGUAUUUCAGCUCUCAGAUGUAUCAUUCCUUCAUACAGUUGUAUUACACAUUUUACUUUUCUGCAUAUACAGAUCAGAGAAGCUUGUAAUUAAAGAAGUAAUUCAAUUACCUGAGCUGAUAAAAGCAUUACCAGAUGACAUAUUUGAGAAGACCAGUUUGAUUGGGCAAGAAGGUAUUUAAGUUUGUAUUUAUUUAUUUUUUUACUUAAAGUUUUACAUUUGAAACAAUACAAAACGGUACUUACCCAAGCAGAAGGGUUUAAAAAGUCACCCACUAUACAUUAUACUAUAGUUUAUGGCAUUGUAUUAGUAGAGAUGUCCCUCUAUAAAACAGUAAAGAUAUUUUGUGGUUUUUUUUUUAAUGAUAAUUCAGGGUAGAUCUAACAAUGUAAUAUACAUACCAGCUGUAUGUAUUCUUACAUUUAAUUUUCCCACCGUUAUGAUUAUAAUGCCAUUCCCUGCCCUCUCUGGUAGUACAAAUUCACUGGCACCAAUUGCCAAGUGGCUAUCCAGCAGGCUUGUGAUAACUAAUCAACAUAACAUAACUAAAUUCGUUUGGGCCUGUCACAUUACUUCUAGGUCUCUGUUAAGCUCAUUUCAUUUAUAUUGUUUUCAACAACAUUACCUUUAAAAAGCCUAUGGAAUAUGGUAAGCUAAAACAGAUAUUAAACGCAGGAGUGCAUUUUAGUAAAGAGCUAAAACAUAUUGUUUGCUUCAUUUCUUGCUUUUGUGCUGUUUUUCAUGUUGCUUCAUGGUGUUUUUCCUUUUCCUAGUAUGUUGUGAAAGUGUAUACUGCAGCUUUUAUCAAGUGUUGACCUCUAAAAAUGAUGGAAGUCACCUGGGGAGAUUACAACAGUGGAUGCAAGACAAAGAACUGGUAAGAAUAGCACAUUUUGAUGUAACAGAGGAGUGCAAGAAUUUUUCAAUUUGCAUCCCUCCUGUUUAUUAUUUUUUUAUUUUUUUCUGUUAAAAAGCCAGCAUGUCCAAGGCCUCUUAUUUUUUUUUAUUUUUUUUAUGUAACACUCAUAUAAUUUAAUCAAUAGUACAUUCUUUAUUUCAGAAGGAUGUAAGUUAUCAUACAAAUCCUUACUACAUAAUAUAAAGCAGGCAAAUUUUAUAGAGAGAUACAUAAAGUGUUAAAUUGCUGAACAUUUUCCUUGGCGUAUGUUCUGGAUUGGGCUUAGAUAAAAUACAUUAAAAAAAUCUAUAUGUGAAUGCCACAUUUUUAUUUAAAUAAUUGUACAAUACUUAUGGCAGGGUUUCCAAAGUGUGUAUGAUGCUUUUGUGCAAAACACUUAUUGGAAGCGAACGCCUAAUUUUCUCAUCCAAUGGAGUGCAUAGUUGUUACCUUAUCUGUGGCUUUUAAACACCUGAUAGAAGGAACAUUUUAUGAUUUUGUUUUGUGUUCCUGUUGUUGGUCUUCAAAGCCCAUAGUUGUCAGAACCAGACUUGUGUAAACGUGAAUAUGAUGCAUAGUUUAAUUGCAAGUAACACAAUGCUGUUUAGUCAAGCUCAUAUUUUACUAUGUGCGUUAACUCAUAGUUGGCAAACAACUAGAAAUAUAAUCCUAAUAUGCACAUUACCUGAUAUGUGCAGAACUUAAAAGAUUAAUCCAACCAAAAAUUAGUGAUUUAAGAAAACACUGGUUUUGGUAAGAUAAUCGAUUGCUGUACUACCUCCCUAGUCAAAAUGUAAAAAAAAAAUUUAGUUCCAGUGCCGAAACCAAGUUCUCCUCUCCACCCAACCCGUUAUUGCUGAUGUCACUCCCUCUAGCUGACAAUGGAGGGAUGCCAGGUAGGGCAUGGUGAGGGGAGGACACAAGUAACAUAAAGGAAGCUGAGUGCUGCCAUUAGUCACAGCUGUGUAUGUUGACAGACAUCCAAGAUUCACAGAAUUUAUAUUUGAGUUUCCGGCUGCGUAAUGAUACCCAAUGACGAUGGCAGAGGUGAAUUUACACUCCCAGGAGCAGAGGGCUGUAUGUACAGCAUUUCAUAGUGAAACACUUCAUAUACAGACUCCAGACACCAUGCAAACUCUAAAUCAAUGGAGUAACUCAUUAAUAAUGGCUGUGCUAAAUUAGUGUGACUUGGAAUGUUGUUACAGGAUCAUGGUGCCUAGUCCUAACUUUCAAUCCUUGCCUGAAUCUGCUACUGCAUACUUUACUUAUUCAUGCCUGCAGGGUAAUCCAGGAGUCACUGGUACUCUAACACUUCUUGCCUUGCAACCUGAGUUUUUUCAGUGGUACUUCACAACCAUCAGCCAGGCACUGAUGGAGUGACACAACCUCAUAUUUCAACGAUAGGCAAACCUUGAAUUUAUAAGAUGAAGUGGUCUAGGUGCCUAUAUUGUCCCCUAAUCCUGUUACACCCCCUGGCUGCAAUUAGACUGGUUUGGUUAACUCAAGAGGCAGCAAUUACCCAAAGUACCUGCCUUGCAAAGAUUAUCAUUGAGCUGGAUUGGAAAGUCAGUAAUUGGACAGACACAAAAAUUCUGGUCUGGGUUAGAUGGGGAGGGCUUGCAAAGGCUUCAGACAAGAGAUCUGCACCUUUGCAAGCUGUGUCUAGAUAUACCCCAUUGCAUAAAUGCAUAAUUAAAUGCAAGUUUUCAUUCUAUACUAAACAGUGAUUUUUACUUUGUUUCUAUUUAGUGAGGGUGCCGCUUUAAGGUAGUGACAAGGCAGCUAGUUUGGUCUGGUCUGGAAAACCUCUCCAUGAGCAAUAGGGCAAAAACUGGCUGGUAAAACACUGAGAAAGGAGAGGAUACCGAUACAUCCUAACUAAUACUUAAUGGACAUUGAUCACAUCCUAAGUCCAACUACACAAAUUAAAAUUUAGCAACCAUUCUAAACUUCGCCUGACCGGAAUCCACAUUAUCUGGGCUUGGAACCACAGAGGUCGGUUUCAGUUCACCACAGAUGGUCCUUAGUGUUUAGGAAGGAGGCUGACGUAUAAUGUUCUCUGCAAACCCUUCAGUUUUUGUGUAGUUGGUGUGGGGUGAUGUGGUAAUUGCAAUUUAUGGGAGCACAUACAAAAUUGUUCCAUGAUAAUAUUUUUAAACAUUCAUGCAAAAUUAAAUCACCUUACCUGAAACAACUAGUUUCAAUUUUAUUAAAACCACACACUUCAAAUCUCAAUAGAGACCGUGAAAGUUAGAGAACUCCAGACACCAAUGCAACUUCGAUGUACUGUUUUUAAUGCCUCUGGGACUAAAUUACCUUGCACCUCAGCAGUCUGUGCAAAUGCUCUUUGGCUUCCAAGCCAUUAUCUUCAAAUCUCCCAUGCUCCCUCUUGUUUUAAAUCCCCACCAUAACCUUUAUAUUGUAAGCUCAAGAAUUAUUUUGCUUAGUACUCUUUUUUUAUAAAAAGGCUCUAAAUACUAGAUCUCCGCUCAUGGACUUUGUCUUCUAUUCCAUUUAUAUUGGUUUGUCUUUAUAGACACUCCUCACUUACUGACUGGGUUCCGUUCCUGUAGAACGAAUUGGUCGGCAAGUGAGGAGUUAAGGGAUUCCCUGCUCUGGUACGUUCGUCUAUGUUCGGGGAAAGUUCCUCGAACAUAGACAAACGCCCCAGAGCAGGGAACCCCUCUAAUCUGAGGGAUUCCCUGCUCUCGUGCAUUCGUCUAUGUUCGGGGAAGUUUUCCCGAACAUAGACAUGCGCACCAGAGCAGGGAAUACCCACGGCGGCUUGCUCUUACGCCUGGUCUUAAGUGGGAGCCGUCGUAAAACAGGUAGGUAUCCGUCGUGGGGAUUCCCUGCUCUGGUGCGCAUGUCUAUGUUCGGAGAAACUUCCCCGAACAUAGAUUUGAGGGAUUCCCUGCUCUCGUGUGUUUGUCUAUGUUCGGGGGCGUUUCCCCAAACAUAGACAUGCGCACCAGAGCAGGGGAUCCCCACGCAUGGUCGUAAGUGGGAGCCGUCGUAAAACAGGUAGGUCGCUAAAUGAGGACCACCUGUACUGUACUGUCGAUUUCCCUGAUUGUACUGCUCUGUGGAAUAUGUUGGCGCUUUAGAAAUACCAGUAAUAAUAACCAUUACCUGAAUUUUAUAAUCAAAUUUGCUUAAUUUUUGCAAAUGAAAAAAAAUUUGCAGCAUUUUGCAUUUUCACCAUACAUCCAAUUUAAAAUACCUUCUUUCAUAUGCGUAUGAUACAACUCUAUUUCUGUCUGUACAUUCCUGUAACGUGUCUCCAAUAAUACAGUUAUUCAUCUAUUCAGGAAGCACAGUAAAGGUUUCUGUGACUUGUUGUUCAGUGGACAAUGGUGUUUGGAUGACCGCCAUGGGAAAUUAUUGUUGAUGCAUCAAUUUCAAAUAUAAGCUUUUUAUUUUAUUUUUUGCAUAUAUACAUAUUCAUGUGUAUCUUUUUAAACAAAUACUCCAAGCUCCAAAGCAGUUAUAGCCCACUGCAAUGGGUAUGUUGCCAGGAGUGCCAUGGUGCCAUAUCGGUGUAAUUUGUCAAAUAUGUCACACACUUAUUGGCUCAGAGAUCUCAACCACGAAGACAGGUCCUGUAUUGGCCGUGCUUAAAAGAACACUAUAGCAUUCGGAAUACAAAGCUGUAUUCCUCUAAAUUUCUUUAAAUCACGCUGAAAUAAUUAUGAUGAUUAGAAUAUUCCUUUAAUUUCAAAUUCUUGACUUCUUAAUUCCAAAAUGCAGUGUCCCAUUAUGAGUAUUUUAAAGACAUGUCGUUGUUGUUUUUAUUGAAUACUAUUUCCUACUUUUUAUUUCCUUGCAUUUUUAAGGUUUGUGUCUUUAAAUUCACAAUCCUAAUGGGGAUAUUUCACAACAUGUGAAGUGAUUUGUCUGUCUUAAAAUUAAAUUACCUUCUGUACAAAUAAUGCAUGCAGUGGAUAUAGAACUAGCUUUACAACUGUUGUUACAAUUAUUGUACAAAGAAAGGAAAAAAGAAAACUUGCUGAUCAAUUUGAUGUAAUAUGUAAACUCUUACCUCUUCAGAUGUGUUUGUGUAGUCUCUCAGUUUGACGGUGUGAUCUUGAUAGUUGCAUCGAUCGUUGCAUCAGUUGUCAUUUUUAGAUUUUAGUGCAGCUCAGGGUCAAAUGUUUUUUUUUAUGAUAUCCAAAAAUCCACAAUAAGAAUGGAAUUAACUAGUUCAUGAGCUGUGAAGUAUGAGCAACAACUCAUUUCUGAAUCUUCAUCCAUUUCUACACAACCCUGCUUUUAUUCUAUUCAUGUGGACUUUGCUUCCACUUUCCAUUUUAAACAGAAAGUGAAACCUAAUGUUUUUUGCACUCCGCUCUGUACUUUUACAUUUUUUGUUGUUGACUAUCUUGCAAAUGAGUUUCUUUUACUGGUAUCUUGUUUGUUUAGUAAAUAUGGUAUCUAAAUAGAUUUUUUUUAAAAAAUAUAUCAUUUUAUUUUUUCAAGAAGCUUUGGUAUAUGUUUUCAUUUAUUUUUAAAAAUUGUUUUAAAUUUAAUUAUUUUCAUGCCAGCAACAGUAUCAGAGAUUUCUUAUUUAAUUACAGCUAAUAUGGAAUGAAAUUACACUACAUCCUAAAGCCUUGUACAGGUUUCUCUCCAUACUGUUGCUGCUCAUGCAUACUUCACACCAGGCAGAUAUUUACACUUUCAUUUGGGAAGGCAGAAGGAGCAGGUUUUCUAAGUCCUUAUUGCGCAAUUUAAAAAGGGGUGGGGUGCUUAGCAGUUGCACACUCGCGUAUCUACCAUAAGGCAGCCUAAUUUGCUAUGCUAUCCUAGAUAAAUUUGACUACCAACAAGACCUGAUGGAUGUCCUCGUAAUAGGCGAUAAGCCAUACUGGACUAUUACCCACCCUCUUGUGGCACCCUAAGCCUCGUAAGCCCAAUACUGCAGCACUCAGGUUUAUAGGUGCUCUCUCCACAGAGUGUAGCAGACUACAUUCUCUUUUUCAUAAUCUAGAUAUCACAGAGGGGGCUUUUCCGAAGUCCCAAGGGACUUGCCAAUGUCCACCACAUGGUGGCGCAGGUCUCGUUUGUCACUAUAGCACACCUGGUGGAGAAAUUUAAACUUCCAUUUUUGCUGGCUACUUUGUGCAGUAGUUGUACAGGCCUUUUAUUUCAUUAUCUUACCCAGACAGAGAGCACAAUACUUACAAAUGGGAGGCUGAUCUGGGCAACAAACUAGAAAAGGAUGACUUGAUUGCUAUCUUCACUUACACAAUGCAUAUUAAUCAAUUCUGAAUAAGGGAUUUUAUUACAAGGUGCUGGCACGCUGGUAUAUUAAUCUCUUCCAAUUGGCUAGGGCUAACAUUGGCACAGUGUCUACUUGUGUAACUGCACUGUUACCGGUGCUGUCCCAAGAUUAGAUCUUUCUGGGAGUCUCUCCUUUUUUUUUUUUUUGUGUCUUUUGUCCUACCUACAUGCUUUGGUCACAAUCUUAAAGGGACACUAUAGGUAGACAGACACUUCCACUCAUUGAAGUGGUCUGGGUGCAGUAAUUAUUGCAGUUAUUGAGUAACAGCAAUUAUUACCUUGCAGGAUUAACUCCACCUGUAAUGGCUAUCUACCAGACAGCCCCUAGUGGUGCUUAGCAGACUUUUGGUCCCCUAACUGAUGCUGGACUUCCUCACGUUUUGCAUGAGGACAUCCAGCGUCUGCUAAAACUCAAACUCAAAAGUGCUUUCCUCUGAGGAAAUCCUAAUGCGAUCCCAAUGCUUGCCGCACAUGCGCAUUAGAUCCCCUUCACCAGCUGAUGUCUGCAAAGCGACAUCGACGCUGGCAUCAGGUAAGUGACAAAGGUUGGGCCAGAGCUGCAUAAACAGAGUGGUUUAACUCUUAAAUGGCAUAGAAUUGAGCAGUGAGACUGCAAGGACAUGAUUUAUACAUCUAUAUCACUUCAUUAAAGGGUCACUAUAGGCACCCAGACCACUUAAGCUAAUUGAAGUAGCCUGGGUACAGUGUCCCUAUUAAUGUCUAUCGGAUGAUGUUGGAGGAGGCAGGGCAUUGAAGGGUUUUAACCCUUUAUCGGGAGGGGGCCCGAGGGAGGGGUGAGGCAGAGGUAACUAUAGUGUUAAAAAUACAGCUCCGUGUUCCUAACACUAUAGUUUCCCUUUUAGUUAAAGUCAUUUUAGUGCUCAGAGUGUACCUUUUUAAAGUGUCAUCUGUCAACAGUCUUGCUCCUUUCUUGAGGGUCAUGGGUUAUACCAUUAUUUAGAAAUGUAAACUCUGUACAUUACAGGAAAUGGCCAGCAGCAAAAUUUAGGUCAAAAUAAUACAGUUGGGGGAAGAAUAUCAGAUUGCUCUUUGAAACCGUUAUGACCUAUAGUUCAUGUAAAGCCUUAAUAGAUCUAAUCAUGUAAUGAACAAGAAGGUGGAUGCCUUUAAGACCAAUAUGGGAAUUGACAAAGAGUUGACAGCAGUUCAAAUUUCAGACACGCUUUAAGAUUUCAGUAGCCACAACAGUGAGAUAUGGCUUGGCAAAGUGUCGCAUUCCUUAAUAUGUAUGAUGUUUACUUCUGUACAUAUCAAAACAACAUCCUGCAGAAGUAGGCCAAGCGUACUCCUUGGCAUUACAGGGAAUCUAUAAACUGACUGUUGCAUAAGGUUAGUGGUAGUUAUAUAAUGUUAAGUAUUCCAUACUGACCAAUGAUGCUUGUUUUCAGUUGGUUAAUGUGAUAACAUUCAGAAUCAGAGAAGGACACUGACCGUGAAAGUAACAUAACUUUUCAAAACCUUUUGACUAGCAUAUCCCAGGAUGCCAAAUAUAUGACAUACUGCUUUAGCUAACCACAAUAGCUUUAGCUAACUACAAUGAGCCACCCAUAUCAGUUUGUGAGUGUUCAGAACUAUCAAGAACUUGUCCUACAAUAAUUAGAAUGCUAAAUGUUACAUAUGGUUUUAUUUUGUGAGAACAAAUACAAUAAGAAAACCAAAUGUAAUAUUUUAAUGGCUUUUUAUCUUAUUUUACUCUGAGAAAUCAUAAUUAAUGUUUGUAAUUAUCUACUUGUAGGCAUUAGUCACGUUUUUGAAUGACCAGGGCGUUCUUAUUUUGUUGCCGUCCUCAGUAAUUCAGCCCAACAAAGGUAACUAAAGGAUUUGUAUUUAAAAAAAUAAAUAAAAAUUGUUUCCUGUUGUGAUGUGUGUAAUUAAACUCUUAUUUUUGUUUUGAACAGAAUUGACACAGGAUGAUUCCUCUCGUUUUAUUGUCCUAUUUGUAUUCCCUCAUACGAAGAUAGUAGGAGAAAUAGGUAAAAAGAUUAAAAUUGUCACCAUUUAUUUUGUGUAUAUACACAUUAUAUAACUCUAGCAUGUAAGCUCAUCGAGCAGGGUCCUCCACCCCCUCUGUUCCUGUACGUCAGUGGUCUGAUAUCAAUUAUGUGUCUGUUAGUCCACCCAUUGUACAGCGCUACGGAAUUUGUUGGCGCUAUAUAAAUAAUAUAAUAAUAAAAAAAAUGUAGUAAAUGAGAUGAGAUGCACUUAUUUUCUCCCAAGACGAUUGUUGCAUACCAGGAUAUACAUGAAUAAUCUGUCAAAAAUAAAAAAAUUACAAAAUAUUCAACUGCACCUGCACUGAGUGGGCACUAUAAAGGUAAAUUUAACUUUUGAAACACAUAAUAAAAGACCCAACCAGUGUUAUCCAACAUAAAUUUCACAACAUCAUUAAAGGAACACUACUGGAUGAGGAAUACAAAUGUGCAUUCCUGACCCUAUAGUGUUACAAACACUAUUCACUAUGGGAAAGCAUUGGAUUGGCUGAGGGGCAACACUGAUGAUCUCAGCCAAGGAGGUGGGACGGGGGACAGAGCCAAGUGCAGCGCAGCGCUGGCAAAUCAGCAUUUCAUCGUAGAGAUGCAUUGAGUCAAUGCAUCUCUAUGAUUAAUGUUCAGUGUCUCCAGCCUGAAGACACUGAACAUCAGUGCAGCACUGACCCAGAAAGCACCUCUAGUGGCCAAUUGAGUAACUCCCACUUGAGGUGUUUCUCUGAAAGGCAGUGUUCACGUGAAAAUGCUGCAGGGACGGACUCUAGUCACCAGAACAACUACAACUUAAUGUAGUUGUUGUGGUGAGUAUAGUGUCCCUUUAAAUAGACCACAUUUGCUUGAUGUGUUGAACAUGACCAUUAGGACAUAUGUAAGGUGCUCAGACUGAUUUGAAAAUGGCAUAUUAUGUUUAAGAAAGAUCAUGUGAGUCGCUUCCUCUCAAUGUCACUUAAAUGCCAAAAUGAGGCUAAUAAUGUCAGAAUGAACCUGUUAAGCCUCCCUGCUCUCCGGCUAUCAGGUUAUCUAUACCUUUGUUUUCCUUCGAAGCCCAGUAGAAUUGUCUUGUUUACGCUAUGGCCAGUAUGGGACGUCAAGUAGGGAAGUAUCUGGAUGUAAAUAUAUUUUACACACUUGCUCUUUUUUUUUUUAUGCGUAUAGAUAUAUUAUAUACUUUUUUGCAUGCUUGUUUAUAUGUCUAAUGUUAAAGAAUAUAAUUUUAUAUGGAGGUUAAUAAAAGGUUCAUGUUUAAAAACGAUCAAUCGUAGUGACUUCCUUUCAUUUUGCUUUUAUGUUUGGGACAAGUCCAGUUAUUUAAAAUAUACAGCAAUUAUAUUUAUAUUUAAAUACAAUAAGUUCUGAAUUACUAAAGUUAGUAAAACAAAGGCCAAGAUUCUCACGCAAAACGAGGAAUAGAUAGGUGAGAGUAGGAAAAAGAAGAAAUGCUGAGAUGAAAUGCAGGGAAAGGAGAGAAGUGUAAAGACCGAGAUUGACUCAAAAGGUGGACAGGGCAUGUGAGGGGCUAGUAGUCUUCAAAAUGAUAUGGUUGGCCCAUAUGCUUCUGGAGUUUGACAUUCCAAAUCUUCAGGCAAAAAUCUGUGGUGUCAGUGAGCUUAUCUAUAGUGAUUAUGUACUUUUAAUAUGGAUGUGACACAAUUGAGGAUCCAUCCUACUCCAGCCAGCAUAUUAGGUUACAUGUUUGGAAAUAGAUCGCUGAUACUUUUAUUUUAUUAUAAAUGUUUAUAAUGAAUAAAAUAUUUAAUAGACUACCCUGCACUGAAUGUUCACUUCUACAAUGAGAGGAUGCAGUUUUAUAUUAAAAGCAUCUCUUUUGUGCAGAUCAGCAGCAAUUUAACAUUUGUAGUGGUCACUAGAGGAAUCAUUAACUUGUGGGGUAUAAAUUAAUUUUUAAAUGGAUUGGUACUCCUCAUACAAGUAGUGUUAAUUGUCUCUAAAAGGAGCUUGGAUGUAUGAACAAUUCACUUGAUCUUUUUCUUUAGAAAAUACAUAUAUAUGGGUAGGCAUUUGUAGGCCUUUUUUUGCUGGAAUUUGUAUAGCACUAGUAUAAACUUAACAUAACAGACUUCAUAAAAGUAAUACUACUUGUUGAAACAAACUCCAUAUUAUUUUCUAAUGCUUUUACAGAGUAAACAUAACACAGUGAUUAAAGAAAUAUUUUUUUCAUUGCAGAGGCAGAAGAAUGGAAAAGCAAGUUCACAAAGCAAGACAUAUCUUUAAAAGUGACACGUUUAUUGCCAUGUCUUCAGUAUGCCAUCUCGGAAACCAGCAAUUCAGGCAAGGAGAAGGAGCUUUUCCCUGACGCUUUAGUGGAACAGUAUUUGAAAAACUAUGCUGUCCUCCAAAAGAAAAAGGACUCUUCAGAGCUUGGCAUGCAUCUUCUGGACCCUGCACCUGUCUUGCGUGAGGAUCCUUAUGUAAACACAGGAAAGAGUGGUGAGGAAGGCUGCAGUCGUACUGACUUUGCAAAGCUGCAGGCUUACAUUUCAUCCCCAUUUAAUUUCUGUGUAUCUGUGCUAACUGCAUUAACCCUUGUGGCUGAAGAAUCUCCAGACAUGAAUGUGGGUAACGGGUCUAGUAUUAAGGUAACAGGGGUAACUGUGCAUGACUCACAGGCAGCAGAGACUAGACCAGAGUCAAACGCUACACAAGAGCCAAACGGUAAAGUACAUGAAAAGAAAAGCCCUUCAAAAAAAGGCAAAAAGAAAGGAUCAAGGAAAGGCAAAGCUACAAAAAUUCAGAUGUCUUCUCCAUCUCCUGAGAAAAUGGAGGCUAAAUCAGACAUUCAAAGGCACAGUUCACAUUCUGAAGAGCAGACACUGGUCAGUUCUACAAGCAAAACUAUGCUAAAACUUGCCAGCCCUCAGUUAUCGCACAAAAGAAAAAGAGGUUAGUUAACGUAUGUCCGUUUAUCUUUUACCUUCACUGUUGAUAAACUGGUAGGCAAUGCGGUUGACUGAUCAUGAUACUGAGAAUUCUUAUUUGAGAAAAUGUUACAUGGUAAUCUUUCCUUAAAAAAAAUAUUCCAAUCCAUCAAGUUCAACAUUCAUGUCCAUGUCAAUGUUUAAUUCUCCAUAAAUAUCUUUCUUGAUAUUAAAUGCAUGGUGGUUGGUGCUUUGUUAAUAAUAAAUGUAAUGUAGUUUGAGCAUUUGUCCAUGAAUGUGAAUUUUUGUUAAACACUCCUAUAGGAGCUGAAGUGCUGACUGCCGAGUUUGUCCAAGAUAACAAGGUUGAUCUUGACAAGAAAGGAGCUUCAAGUAAGAAGAGAAAGAAGGAGCUUGCAGUCCGUCCCCCUACCAGAAUAAUGCCAGUUAGAAUAAGUAGAAGUGUCGUCCCUCCACAGCAACCUAUUCUUCCUGAUAGACCUCCAAAGCGCAAAGCUUCAGAGCAAGGUGAAAUAUGAAAACAAUGAGUCAUAUUUUUAUUUUUAGUAAAAAUGUAGCACACAGAUACAUUUAAUAAAGCAUAAAAUAUGUAAAAGUUGUAAUUGUCACCUCUAGAUAAUUUAUUCUGUCUCUUCCACUAACGUGUGUUUUUCUUGUUUUGCCUUCAUUUUUUUUUCUUGUUUUCCCUCCUUUUUUUCCCCUUUCAUUCUGGGUCAGAAAAUGUAUGACCCUUUAGCUAGAAUGGUGUAUUUACGUUUUAAAUUUCUUUACAUGUAUUCCUUAGAUAUGUAUAUUAUCUGCCCUGUGGUUGCUUAACAGCUGCACUGUCAUGACCCCCUGUAAAUUGAGUAUUUUAUAAAGAUAGAAUCUUAUAGAUCGAAUACUCCAACUAGUCAAGAGAAAUACAGAGACCAAGAUGGCGGCACCUACUGGGGACGGGUUCAGGUAAGUAAACUCACCUUUACCUGCCCACCUCGGCCACCAGAAUUGUGAAUUUAGCAAAGUCCCCAAACGGUGACAGUGCUGCUUUAAUUCACAUAUUACAUACUGUGUCCUGUGUGCAUGUGUCAUUUUGUUCAGAAAUGCUUUUGAUUUAAUGAUAAAAGGAGGUUUUCUUGAAAGCUCAUCACUACAAAAUUCUGUUAGAAAGCAGUAAGUUUAGAUGUUGUGAUACUUGUAUUAUAUCUUAAAGCGGCACUGUCAUGCCAAACUUACCUUUCUUUAAUCGAUUCCUCUUCUCUCAGGAUCUGUUCUUCAUUUCUUCCUGUCUGCUCUAGUUUUCUUUAAAACAUAAGACAAAAUAGGGACUAUUUGUCUUAUGGAGGUUUCCUACGCCUGACCAUCUCUGACCAGCGGAGGAGCAAAGUGUGCUUCAUUUCCGGUGGUCAGAGAAAUUUUCCCACAAUUCUAAGCUUCCCUCCCUGUUCCCGCGAUGCUUCCUGUCAGUAUUCCCGAACAUUCUGUCACUUAGACAGAACGCCGGCAAAACUGUCGAAUUGCAUCCUAACAGAAUGAGAACAGUUUCUCCAUUGGUCUUUCAGUUUCUCCAUUGGUCUUUCAGCCACAUUUACUAAUACUAAGUAAAGAUUACUUUGUAUUAGUAAAUGCUGCCCCUACUCGCUAUAUCGCGAGUAGGGACAUGUCUAGCAAACAGUGAGCAGCCUCUGGCUGCUCACUGUUAAAAAACAAACAAACAAACAAAAAAAACUAGUACCCCCAUCCCUGAAACCUACCCUUGAGCAGUGUGUGGGGGCCCUAAAUAACAAUAAAGGGGGGAGGGGGGGACCUAUUGUCCUACCCCACGGCCCCCACCCCUGAGCGGCGGGUCGGGGCCCUAAAUGAAAAUGCCCCCUCCCCCCAAGGUGACUAGGGGUCCCCAAGCACCUAGUUACCCCCCUAAAUAAAAAAUAAUCCCCUACCUACCCCCUUCACCCUAAAAAUAGUGAGGGGGGGAAAUAAAAUAACUACCUGUAAAAAAAUAAAUAAAAAUAUCUGACCAUUUGGUGUCUCCUUUUUUCUAAAAUCUUAAUUUUUCAGCCACAAAAAAGGCCAAAUAAAAACAAUAAUAGCCGUCAAACUUGUAAAAAAAAAUAGGGCACCCGCCAUUCGGGGGUGGGGGCUGGGGGGAGGACAGUAGGUGUCCUCCCCCCCCUCCCCCUAUUGUUAUUUAGGGCCCACACCCACCCCUCAGGGUAUAGCGAGUAAGGGCAUUCAAGAGAUUUUAAUCUCCCUUAUGUUAUUAUGGGGGUCAUAUUGACAAGGGGGGCUUAUAAAGCGGCAGGGAGCACUGCUCCCUGGCUCUUCUAUCUUUACAUUUUACAAGGAGGGAUAUGCGCGCCGGUAGCUCCCUCCUUGUAAUAAACUGAACAAACAAACGAACACUGAUAUUCAGUGUUUGUUUGUCUGACAUUUCUAUUCAUUCAUUCGUCUUUCUGACGAAUGAAUGAAAUUCCCUUUCGUAUGCCCAAGUGUUUAAUUGGGCAUGUGCGGGAAUUUCACAGCACUAUCUAGUUUGGGCAGUUGACGUGUCCCACAGGGACUUCAUCUACCCACACAAAGAUGGCGGCGCCCAGAACAUUGGAACGAUAUGCAAAUGUUAUCCAUUUUUAAUUUAAGAGUUUUAUACAGUCCUGUUUUUUUCUCUCCUUCUGAUUUAGCUAUUACUGCAUUGUCUGAGUCUAAAGCAAAGUUGGAAAACCUAAGGAGACUUGUUAAUAAACAUGCCGAAGCAGUUGUGAGACAUUCAAAAAGAAAUGUAGACAAUUUAAAAAGUGAGCAAGAAAACACUAUUAACACUUUAGAGGAAAGGCCCAAUUUAGAUUCAAAGACGGUUUCCUCUGCUGAUAUUCCAAUGGAGAAUAUUUUUGAGAAAAGGAUGAAUAUGUAUGAGGCACAUGCCCUUAACCUAUUGGCUGAUUUAGCUCUAAAUUCUUUUGGGACUUCUGGCAUUCCCUAUGCACCAGUAGAGAAUGCUGUUACAGAGCCUGAACCCGUAGCCGAACAGAAAACCGUAGAAGAGAAAGUGGUCGAAGAUCAAGACCAUAAAAGUCUAAAUAAUCCAGAAAGUUCUGACUCAAGUGAAGCAGCUGACAGUGCUAUUCAUUUUGUACAGUCCCAGGAAUCGAGUCAAACAACGAUAGAAGACAAACCCAGCAUCGAAAGUGAUGCAAACCAAGUGAACAGUACAUCACCAAAAAGUAUUGAAAGUGGUGAAAAAUCUGUUGUAUCAAAAGUUCAUUUUGCGGUUGCAAAGGCAAAAGCACGAAGUAUUGCCACAAGCAAGAUCUGCCUUGAGCAUUCUUACUCCCAACUCCCUCUUGACUUGGCAUCUGCCAGUCCGAUUUCAGUUGAUUCAAAGGAGCCUGCUGAUCAGACUGUAAAUGAUACCAGCACCUUGCCUGCGUCUACAGAGGUUGUGUUUGAACCUGCAACAAACGUAUACUUCCCUAACGAGAUUAUAUUUUUGACCAGUGACACUCCGGUUCUAUGCCCUGUUGUAAAGAAAGAACCACGUGAUGUACUGAAGUUCGGAAACAACUUCUUGGUUACAUUUAAUUGGGAAGCGAAAUAUGAUUUUGAUUUGGACAGCAAAUUUACUAGUGAUCCUCUUGAGAAAACUAUAAACCGAGCUCUACAUGGGUAUGUGACAUAUAAUAUACACAGUUGCGAAUUUAUUUUGUAUUUUGUAAGAAUAUAUAUCUCUUUUCAAUUGGGUCAUGUCAUUCUAGCUUUAUAUACAUUUAAUAGAUUCUUAAAGAGAGAAAAAUCAAUAUAUCCUUCAUUGUAAAGUUUUAUAAAUAAAUGUAUUAUUGUUAGCAAUGUUUUAUGUAUUUCAUAUAUAUUUUCUGUAUAUAGACCAUGGAAUCCCCAUUUAAAAGAGAAAGUAGAGGAUGUGAAAAUAAUCCUACACAUGUGGCUCGCACUGUUUUACAACAAGUCUAACAAGCAGCUGUCCUGUAGUUCACGGAAAGUGGUGGAGCACAGUAAUCCUGCCAAAUAUGUCUCGAUUAACACCAUCAUGGACCCAUUCGAAUUAUAUGAAAUUGUGGAUUCUGAAAACGUUGAAAUUGGACUAUCACAGCUUCCUGCAGCAAGUUCUCCGGAUAGCAGUUUAGAUGCAUCCAUUGCUAACAGCAGUCAAACCAGUAACACUGGUAAGUCAUUGGUGCCCGUUUCACACAAAUCUGACAAGAAGCAAAAAAGAAAUCAUGGAAAAGAAUAUUUGAGUGUUUUCACCGAUGUCUUACAACAGGUAAGGUGCUAUUCUUAUUUGUAAUAAACAACUAAUUCUCAUAUCAGGAGCAAUAAUCUGACCACCAGAUUGGCUUAAUGAGAUUCUAUGUGUUAAGUAUAAAAAGUUAAUUUAAAUGGUAUGGGAAAUACUGUAUGACUGACAGUGGACUGAAUUGUGAUUUACAUGCAGUAUUCAAGAAACACGUGAUGUGUUUUAUCACUGUAAAUGUGUUUUAAUGAGCUACGUUUGAUAGAAAUUAUUCUGAACAAAAUAAUGAUACAUUUAUAUAAUUAGAUACUCCACAAGAACACGUGUUAGGUGCUAUUAGCUUGUUUCUGUAAUUAUCCAAGAUUCUUUUUUUUUUAAAUUGGUUUUGCUCCUUUACCUUUCAGUAUUUCUCUUUUUGCUUCAUUAAUUCUGUUAUGUGUGAUAUCAUGGUUUAGGUUUCUGAAAUUUUUUAUUUAUAUGUUAAAGAAUAGCUGACCAUCACACUAAGAUUCAUGAAACCCUGGCUGAGAAUAUGAAAUACUGCUAAUGGAAUAAGCACAACAGGGCUAAAGAAAAUUAAGCGAGUCACUUCUGGAUUUUGUGCUUAUUACAUGAGAAUUUUGCAGAAAAUACAGGAGCUUCAGAUAUAUAUUUUUCUGUAUUUUUCCCCCAAUGUUUUUCAUUUUAUUUAAGUGUUCUUGCAUAGCAAGACCACUUAAUGUUAUCUCACAUAUAUAUUAUUCUUAUUAUAGCCAAAUUUACCACCCGAACUCCUACCACAGUUUUUACACUACAUAGACAGUAAUGUACCAAAACGUGCGGAUUGUUCCUGAUUGGUGUGCUAUUACUUUGUGGAACGUUUCGUCGUUUUUGUGGUGAAAUUGGUCCCAUAGAAAUGAAUGGCGAAAUGUUCAAAACUAGAGUGGGAGCUGACAAAAGCUGAAAAAUUAGGACAUGAUUUCUAAACUACCACCACUCCCUCAUUUUCAAGCCCACCUACACAAAUCUUAUAUCAAAAUGUUCAGCUAUCCCCGCUGCCACUAAAAAUGUCCACGGCUAAGCCAUAGUCCUGAUAGUUUUCACAAUAUGACCAUUUGUUUGCAACUCAUGCGGUCCAUUGACAUUCAUUGAAACUCCACUCUAGCCACCUAAAAUUUGAAGGGCAAUUUCUAAACACUGAGACUGUGCCUUCAUUUUUUUCAUUUCAGAGACAUACUAUGCAUCAAAAUAGUAGGUCUGGGUCUUGUGAUUCUCACAAUAUAAAGCUCUUCGCUGUAGCAUUUAUAGUUUUUAAAAUACGACUGUUUGAAGAUGGCAGCCUCCAAAAUACUCUGACUUGUGCCAGACUGGAGCAGCAAGUGAUGUCAUAGACAGGGCCUUUUGUACACCUGCUAAUGUUUUUAUAAAUGUAUGUUUUAAUGUAACUGUGAAGCAUUUUGGGCAACAACGUUGCAAUUAAAUGUGCUAUAUAAAUAAAUAAAAGUUGAAAUGCAUUUCUCACACUAUCAAGCUUGCCAUGUGCACUUUUUAAAUUUGAUCUAUCAAUUGUUUAGUGUAAUGUUUACUAUCUUUACUCACUCCAAACACUCCACACAGUUACUCUGCCCAGUCCAACCUUUCCACAGUUACUCCAGCCACUCCAAUCACACAACAGUUACUCCGCCCACUCCAGUUGUAGACUACUGGUGGAGGCUAGAACACUUCACACAAUUUCCCCAGAAAUUUUAGCUUUUCUAGUUUCUUAUUUUAAUUCUUUAAAAAUAGUGGAUUAACUGGAGUGUCCCUCAUAAUUCUGUAGUAACAGAUGUAUGUUAGGACGUGGAUAAUAGUGUAUUUUAAGCCCAAUGAAGGAAUACAAUAAAUCAAAUCUAUUUGAUGCUUUGUAUUAUAUACACCACAAAGUAGUACAUAUCCUGAAUACCUACAUCUUAGCAGCAGGAAGCUAGAUACUGAACUAAUGACAAACCAAUAAUAUUCUGUAUGCAUUUUGAUACAAUACCAGAACUGGGUCUUUUAAUCAAGAAUUCUCUUUAUUAAUUCACAAAGUCAAUUUUUUGGUUCUGGUAUCUUCAGGACUGCUAAAAUUGUCUUGAAGAAUGUUUCUAUCAGAACUGUGAUGUUGUGAUUUAGCGAUGGAAUAAAGAGAUUCUUGAUUAAAAGACCCAGAGUGUUGAUAUCUUAUUGAAAUGCAUUGAUAAAUAGUGUUAUGUCUAGUACCAGGCAAGAUAUUUUGGUGGUCAGAGUGCAUGGAAUAUUUUUGGAUUUGAAUAAUAUUUUGUAUUUAUAUUUAUCACUAUCCUUACCAAAUGACUGCAUGGCAAAUGUUGGCAUAUUAAUUAAACCUAUUAUUUAUACACAUAAAACAUGCAAACACUGAAAUUGUGCCUCUCUCGGCCCCUGUCCGAUACAUUUUACUCCGGUCUUUUACAUGACUUAGUCAUAACAGCUCAAAAAUACAAGCUGUGUGUAAUGUAAUGUGAUGUGUCUUGGCUGAAUUUUUUUGUUGGCUGUAUUGUGGUGUGUGUGUGUUUGGGGGUUUAAGCAUUAACUGAAUACUGAUAAUCUCAGCCAGUCCAAUGCUUUCCCAAAGGAAAGCAUUAGGAGGCUAGUGUGCAAGUGUGAUAAAAUGCUGCUAAUAGAAAUAGUCAAAUUUUAUUUGUCAGUGACAUCCACUAGAGGUAUUUAAAUCCUGCAAACAUUGUAUUUCUGUCAGAGACCUGUCAUCUAGACCACUUCAGUGAUGUGAAGUGGUCUGGGUGUCUAUAGUGUCCCUUUAAACCAAUUUUUACUUUUAUUAAAGCAAUUUUGUUAUAGCUGUAGUUCACUGUUGAUAUUCCCUGGCUUACAUCUCUGAAAAUCUCUCCAGUUCAACUUGUCACACCUAUAAUUUACAACUCACUUUAAAUUCAUAUACAGAACUGUCAAUAAAUUUGUCUACAAUUUACUGUAUAUUUUCUAAAACCCGUAAUAUUCCCAAUUUUAGCUGAAUGCAGAUAGAACAGAAGAAGACAGCUACAAAGAAGUUUGCGGCUUUAAUAGGAUGCAAAAAGACAUUGAUCAAGAACAAAACGCUUAUGAAAAAAUUGAUAUUUCUACACCUACAAAAACAAAUGCUGGUACAAAAUCGCCAAAGAAGAGAGACAUUUUUGACCCACCAGCUUGGGUGCUUUCAACUGAAAGUGAGAACUGCUAUAAAAGUGACAUGGAUCCUUUCCAGGAUGUAAACAAGAGCAUGCAAAAUAAGGCUUGGAAUAAAAAUGUGGUAAGAAUUUCCUUUCCUUACACUGGAUAUGGUAGUCAUUUUAAAAAGCCAAAUAACUCUCCCCAGAUUAAAGAUUUGCCAGAUGCCAACAUUAUACCUUUACCGGUUGUAAAGGUGAUCAAGGUGAGUUCUGAUGGGAAGAAAGAAGAUGAACUACCUUCAGACAAUUCUGGAGAUGCCAUGGAAUUGGAGAGAUCUACUAAGUCUAGUCAUUUAUUUGACACUGAGGUUGGGGUGCAAGGUGAAGUUCUAUACGAGAAUAUAAGUGAUCAAGAAGAGGACUAUGAUUUAAAGAAUGAAAAAGAUAACCGCAAAUUUGAGGAAGCAAGUGAUUGUGUCCCUUCAACCAUAAACCAUUUGAAGGCUCCAGACUCUGUGCCAGAUUUUGAGAAGAACAAAAAUCUUGAAGGGAUACAUGAUUUGUUAGACCUCACAUUACGAAAUUCUGAUGAUAAAAGAGAGUUUGUGGCACAAAAGGAACAAUUGACUAAACCUCAUUCUGACACUUCUUCAAAUGAGACGGUUGGAUUAAAAGAAUUUGUUUUAAAUUCUUCAUCUAAUGCAGUAACACGGACUCCUUUUGAAAAUGAUUUUCAGACAAGUAAGUCUUUGAGUGACGUCACCAAUCUUCUAACUGGGAACUUGGAUAAACGUUUAAGUUCUGGUCCACUUCUCAGUGGAAAGGUAAGCAUGCAUCUUGUGCUAUUGUAUUAGUGAAAAGUUGUAUUUUUGGAUUGCAUAUUUUUAGUAAAUGGUAUUUUUACUUUUUGAAGUAUGGUAAUCUAGAAGAAAGUAAUUGUGCUUGUAAAAGGGAACCUGUUAAUCAUUCCUGUGGGCUUUUCAUUUGUAAACAUUGUGUGACAAACUUACUUCCCUGUGUGUGUUUGUCCAGGAUCUUUUGGCAACUGCACACCCCUAUAGGGUAAGGAAGCCAGGCCAAGACAAAGUUCAGUUUCAAAGGCCUCUGGCCUGUUUAUUUUCUGUUGGUAAAAAGUCACUGGAUACAACAGGAUAAAACAAGCAGCAAAACCUUCUUUCUCCUCAAAACACUUUUCCUCCCACACCCUGCUUUAACUGCAGUUAUAAAGCUGCUCACAGCCCCUACAGGUGAGGCUAAUGACCUAGUUAGGUAGUGAACCAGAACUCCUUAGAAAACUUGGGCUGUACUCCUGCACAGCCACUUUGACAGUGGGUGGAGAAUCGGCCCACCCUGCUCUUCCGAAUACUCCACCCCAGGGACCCUUAACUUUCCCUGUGCUUAACCACAUGUCUGGAUAGUGGCUGUACAAAAAUCUGGGUGCCAGAAAUACACCCUUGACCACCAUCCCUAACACUCUGUCACAUAUCCUCCCCUCCCCAGCUCAGACAUAUUAUCAGACACAGAUAAUAAAUUUAAUUAUGUUUAACUGUAAAAUGAAAUGGUUGCAAACUGAGGAACCACCUUGUCACCCUGACAUUAUUGUCUUUGUUUUGACUCAUCCAGGUUAAGGGAGCAUGGUCUGUGACCAAUCUAAAUUUUCUGCCCAGCAGAUAAUAUUUUAGUGAGUCUAAAGCCCAUUUUCCUGGCUAAUCAUGGCAGCAUUUAACAUAUGGGUAGCUCCUCCCUCCAGUCAAUAGGACAGGAAUACCAAUUAAAGACUUCAAUUAUCCCUGAGGUAUAAGAGAUCCCAGAAUACUAGGUUCCUCAGUCUUUUUUCCUGUCCUCCUAGCCAGACAGGACAGUUUGUAUUUAUUACAUAUUAUUAUUUUUUUUAUGCUCACCUGGCUAUGUAUUUCAGCCUGUUACUCCCUAAGAGGUCAGCCUCCCUCUGUAGGAAGACCAGGUACAGCUCUUGGUAGCUGGGGCCCCCUGGUAGCCAAAGGAGUUAGUGUUUCCUCCGGCAUCCUAUUGAAAGCUGCUGCUAUGCCUGUCCCUGCAGGUGAAAACUUCAUAUUCUGGCGCCAGAUUUCCAGUUCCGAGGUUCAGGACGCCCGCACAUGCACAGAGGUAAGAGGACGCGAGUAUCCCUAUGUUUGCCACUAACAAAAAUGGUGGUCCCGGGCGCUCGCGGUAAAUCACACAUGCGCGAUUAAAGAAACAGCUCGUCAUUUUUAUUUAAAGGGGAAAAGUGCGGGGUUUUUUUUGCCGUGAAAUUCAAAUCUUUCAAGGAGGUGUAAUUUGCUCUCUGGGAAGCAAGCCCUCUCACUCUGCAGGUAUUCAUUUCUUUUUUAUUUUUCCUUUUAUGAUAUCUCUUUGUAUAAUUUGGGGUUUCUCUGUUAAAAAUGUUUUUUAGAGAAACAAUGUUUGUUUGUUUUUUUUCCCCCUUUCAGCCUUAGAAUUGUUUUUUUUCCAGGAUGGAUCACUCUCCCACUUCAGCUAAAUCAGCGACUAUAGGUCAUAGGUGAGCAUUAAUUUUUGUAACUUUUCCCACCAUUGUCCAAAUAAAGAGUGCACUAGAGGGUACAGUCUCUUGACUUCUGUAAUUUCAGCCCUCAAGACCGGACAGGCCCUAGAUCUCCUUCCAGGAGAAGGGAUAAACCGGCAGCCUGCGUUGGAUGUGGAUCCAGACCCUUGGACAACUGCAGGCUGUGUAAGAAAUGUCUUACUAGAGUUGCAGCAGAAUCUGAAUUCCAGCAACAACCUCAAGCAUCCACCUCAGCCCAGGAUAUAGCCUCGUGGAUUAAGCAGGCAGUGGCAGAAGGCAUUGCUGAAUCACAAAAAGGCAAGCGUCAUAGAUGUGAAUAUCCCCAGGGGAACAUCGAUUCUUCAGACGAAGAUUUUGGACAGGAUUCGGGUUCCAUGGACCUUGAACAUAUGUCUUCUAGUGAUGAAGAAUACUCCUGCCCCCUUGACUCUAAAGCAAUAGAGCGUUUGAUCUCUCUGGUGAGAAGAAUACUGGAAUUUCCUGAUGAGGUGCUAGAAACCUCAGCAGUGGACAAACACUUUGGGGAUCUCAGUAAAAGAAAACCUUCAUUUCCGGUACACAAGUCCUUUAAGGAUCUCAUAAGUAAGGAAUGGAAGACUCCAGAAAAGAGACUUUCACUGCAAAACCGUCUGCCUAAGUUAUACCCCAUUCGUGAAGAGGACUCCAGACUUUGGACUUCCAACCCGAAGGUUGAUGCCUUAGUUAUCAAGGUGGCCAAACGUUCUAUCCUCCCGAUAGAUUGCAAUGCUUCCCUGAGAGACUCUAUGGAGAAAAGAAUAGAUGCUGACAUUUCUAAAUGUUUUUUGGCAGCUGGUACUGGAUGUCACCCAGCGGUUUCUAUUUCGGCUGUGUCCAGAGCAAUGAGAGUAUGGAUCCUGGACAUAGAAGAAGAUUUGGACAAGGGUGUCAAAAGACAACAUAUUGCAGAUUCCCUACGGUAGGUCAGACUGGCCAGUGAAUGGCUCUUAGAAGCCUCUACGGAUAUGAUUAAGGUUAUGUCAAAGGUUAUGGCUUUCUCAGUUGCAGCCAGACGUGCCUUAUGGCUCAGAUCAUGGGGGGCUGAUAUGGCCUCAAAGCACAACUUAUGUUCCCUUCCUUUUUCGGGUGAAGUAUUGUUUGGGAAAACCCCUUGAAGAUGCCAUCAAAAGAGCGCUGGAUGUCAAGCAGGUUCUGCUUCCUCAAGAUAGACGUCCCAGAAGACCUCCACUUGAACGUCGUUCUUAUAGAGAACACCCUUCUUAUAGAGAUAGUAAGGCUUAUAGGCCAGGCCGUGAAUACUAAGGACCUACCUCCUGGAGAAGUGGUCAAACCAGCAAGUCCAGCAGAGGUAAGACUAACACCUCUUCCUUUCGUCCUUCCAAGCAGUUCUGAAGGUUACUACGCCCAAACACCUUUGGUAGGAGGAAGACAUGCAUUUCCAAAGGGUUUGGGCAGAGAUCCCAGACAAUUGGGUGAGAUCCAUAAUUACGGAGGGCUAUUCUCUGGAAUUUGUGGACAUUCCCCGAGCAAGAUUCAUAAGGACCAGUGUUCCCUUGGAUUCGAUAAAAAGAGUCGCUUUGAUCCAGUACACUGGAGAUCUUCUACAACAACGGGUGAUUGUUCCUGUUCCAGAAAGUCAAAAGUUUCAGGGUUUCUAUUCCCCUCUAUUCCUGGUAAAGAAACCUGGAGGAAAGUGGAGACCCAUUCUGGACUUACAUCAGCUCAAUAUCCACUUGAGAAUAAAAAAAUUCAGGAUGGAAUCUCUUCGCUCUAUCAUACCGGCAGUUCAUCAAGGAGAUUGGCUAAUAUCAGUAGAUCUGAAAGAUGCCUACUUCCAUGUCCCGAUAGCCCUUCAUGACCAGAGGUUACUCAGAUUCUGUGUAAACAAUCAACAUUUCCAGUUCCAGGCUUUACCGUUCGGAAUCAGUACAGCACCAAGGACCUUCUCAAAGAUUCUGGUGACGGUUAUCGCAUUACUCAGAAGGAAGGGAAUAACAGUAUUCCAUUACCUAGAUGAUAUCCUGGUAGUUGCUCAAACAUACAAGGGUUUACUGAAACAUCGACUGAUGGUACUGCAGACACUAGAACGCUUUGGCUGGUUAAUCAACUACCAGAAGAGUCAACUUCUGCCUGCCAGAAGGCUGGUGUUCCUGGGAGCAAAAUUCGACACAGUGUCAGCAGUAGUGUCUCUAGCCCACGACAGAAAAAUAAAUAUGUGGUCACGCAUUCGAGAAUUUCAAAUCGAAAAAACGACUACAGCAAGAAAGUGUAUGAAGAUCAUAGGUUCCCUUUCCUCCACAUUUGGCCUAGUGAAAUGGGCUCAGUGGAACUUCCGCCCUUUACAAGAAUACUUCCUACAGAAGUUCGACUUGGGCUCCCAGAAAUGGGAGAUGAAGAUGUCCAUUCCGGAUCAUAUAAAAAGGUCCCUCAACUGGUGGCUUUCUUGGGAAAACAUAUCCAAAGGUUUCCCUCUGAUGGAGGUGGACUGGAUGAUCACCACCCGGGAUGCCAGUCAAGAUGGUUGGGGUGCACAUCUGAAAGACCACUUUGUCCAGGCAUUAUGGCCCUGCACACAAGACAUCUUCCUUCCAAUAUAAGGGAACUAAGAGCAGCCUUUCUAGCUCUUCUACAUUUCAAAUAUCUCAUCUCAUUCAGCAUCGAUAGGUGAAGCUGAGAAUAGACAACAGGGCAGCGGUAGCAUACAUCAACCAUCAGGGUGGUACCAGGAGAGGUGCACUGAUGAAAGAAAUCAAGCCAAUCAUGAUUUGGGCACAGAGGAAUCUAGCCGGUCUCUCAGCCUUAUACCUUCCCGGGAAGGAGAAUACGAUUGCAGAUUUCCUGAGCAGACAUCAAGUGAAGGAGACGGAGUGGAAGCUAUCCAAUUUGAUCUUCCGACGACUGGUGAGGAUGUGGGGGCUCCCACAGGUGGAUUUAAUGGCCACUGCUCAGAAUACUCAUCUUCCAUGCUACAUGUCAAGGAGAUUUCACCCACUGGCAUAUGCUCAAGAUGCCCUUUCAUCAAGAUGGCCAUUCCAGCUGGCAUAUGUAUUCCCUCCGAUCAAGCUCAUUCCCGCCCUUCUGAAGAAAAUCUCCAAGGAACGAUGCAGGAUAAUAGCUAUCAUCCCGUUCUGGCCACGUCGUCCAUGGUUUCCCCUCUUGAAGAGUCUGUUGAUAGACGAUCCAUGGGAACUUCCAGUCUUCUGGGAUCUUCUGUCUCAGGGACCUCUAGUACAACCAGAACCACACAAACUGCGUCUUCAUGCAUGGCUCUUGAAAGGCAAUCCUUAAGCGAGCAGGGGUUUCCUGAUAAAGUUGUUUCCACCUUGCUGCGUUCCAGAAAAACUUCUACCUCCUCUACAUACUAUAAGAUAUGGGGGGCCUUCGCGAAUUGGCUUCAUAUAGAUGUGAAGGAUUUGAAGUCACCUUCUAUUUCCCAGGUUUUGGGAUUCUUACAGGCUGGGUUGGAUAGAGGUCUGAGUCUAAACACCCUCAAGGUUCAUUGUUCUGCUAUUUCUGCCAUGUCAGGUAUCAGAUGGGCUGAAGACCCCAUGGUAGUCCGCUUUAUGAAAGCAGUUCUUAGAAUUAGACCACCGAUCCGAGUCUACAAGUGUCCCUGGGAUCUACCUUUGGUAUUACAGGCCUUGAUGGAGCAGCCUUUCGAACCAUUGGACGAUAUCCCUAUGUUGUCCCUGAUGCAAAAGACUCUACUACUAUUAGACUUAGUCUCAGCUAGAAGGAUGGAGGACAUUAGAGGUCUUUCGGUAGAAGAACCUUAUACCACUUUCUACCAUGACAGGGUCAUUCUCCGUCCCAGACCAGAAUUUCUACCUAAGGUGGUCUCUCCUCUUCACAUAAAUCAAGAAAUUGUUCUUCCAGUCUACUUUAAAAAUCCAUCAAACGAGAUGGAAGAAAAGUUUCACAUGCUGGACCUUAAGAGGUGCAUUUUGGUCUACAUUCAACGGACUAAGGCUUGGAGGAAGUCUCCCCCAACUUUUUGUUGUCCCUUGGGGCUCCUGUAAGGGUGAAGCAGCCUCUGUUUCUACCCUCCGUUCCUGGACUGUUUCCUCUAUUUCAAGAGCUUAUAAGGUCCGAGGAGUUCCAGUUCCAAAAGGUAUAAGGGCACACUCUACCAGAUCAAUUGCCACUUCAUAGGCUGCAGAGUCUGGAGUAUCACCAGAGAGCAUUUGCGAAGCAGCUAAUUGGUCUUCUAUAAAUAGUCAUUACAAACUCAAUAUUUCUUCGGAUUCUAACCUGCAAUUUGGACUUUCGGUCCUAAAUUCUUGUUCUUCUCAAAACAAAUAAAUAUUUCUGGGCAUCUAUUCCCUCCCUGUGGUAUUUACUGCUUGGGUAUUCCCCAUAUGUUAAAUGCUGCCAUGAUUAGCCAGGAAAGAGGAAAAUUUAUUCAUACUUACCGUAAUUUUCUUUUCCUGGCUAUUAUUCAUGGCAGCAUUUUGGUUUAUUAUGUCUGAUCAGUUUGCUACUAGACUGAGGAACCUAGUAUUCUGGGAUCUAUUGUACCUCAGGGAUAAUUGAAGUCUUUAAUUGGUAUUCCUGUCCUAUUGGCUGGAGGGAGGAGCUACCCAUAUGUUAAAUGCUGCCAUGAAUAAUAGCCAGGAAAAGGAAAUUACGGUAAGUAUGAAUAAAUUUUCCUCUUUAUGGCAAGGCAUUAUUUCUCCACUAUAGAAUAAUUUUUCCCAGCGGGAUUCAGCUUCCUACUUAAAUAAAACACUAGGUGUUCUUCACCCUGAAUUUCCUGAGACAGAACCAACCCUAACCCAAUCUUUGAUGCAUUGGUUUGCACAAUGAACUCUUUAGUGAAAUCCGGGGUUACCAGAAAUGGUUGGGUGCACAAAGCCUCUUUCAAUUUUAAAUGAUUUUUCUGUCUCUAAUGACCACUUCACCACUAGUGGGGCUUUUCCUUUUGUGAGAUAAGUUAAAGGAGCUGCUAAUGUAGCAAAAUCAGGAAUAAAUCGCCUGUAGUACCCAAUAAGUCCUAAGGAAGUCCUGACUUGCUUUUUAGUGAGGGGGUGUGGCCAGUUUUGUAUGGCCUUCACUUUUGCGGUUUGGGGCUCAACAAGCCCUCUCCCAAUCAAAUAACCCAGAUAUUUUGCCUCUUCCAAACCAAUAGUAUACUUAGAUGGGAUAGCAGUUAAACCAGCUAGGCGGAUAGAGUCCAGUACUACUGCCUGCACUUUGGGAAGAUGUGAAGCCCAGUCAGAACUGUGAAUGACUAUGUCAUCCAAGUAUGUGGCCGCAUAACAGCUAUGAGGCUUUAAAAUCCGAUCAGUCAGUCUUUGAAAUGUGGCAGGGGCCCCAUGUAACCCAAAUGGUAGCACCUUGUAUUGGAAUAAUUCCCCUCAUGUCGAAAAAGCUGCCUUUUUUUUUUUUUCUUUUGCUCUGUCUGUAAGAGGUACUUGCCAAUAACCCUUCGUCAUGUCCAAAGUAGUCUGGUACCGAGCCUUAUCCAGUCUAUUAGUUCAUCAACCCUAGGCAUUGGAUAAGCAUCAACUUGGACACACUAUUUAAUUUGUGAAAAUCAUUACAAAACCUUAACGAACAAUCAGGUUUUGGCACCAGUACUAUAGGGCUGUUCCACUCGCUUUGUGAUUCCUCAAUAAUAUCAAGAUCUAAAAUUUUCUUAAUUUCAGCAUUUACAGCCUCUUUCUCUGCUUCUGGAAUUCUGUAUGGUUUAAUACUUAUCUUCACCCCUGAUUCUGUAACAAUAUAAUGCUUGAUAAUGUUAGUCCUACCUGGAACUACAGAAAAUACCUCCUUGUUUCUACCAAUAAAGUCCCUUACUUCCUGUUUCUGGUGGGGGACAGUGUGUCUGGUAUGUUUACUUCAAGUUCACUAUCAGUCCUAUUCAUGACAAUUGAAGUAGUUAAGACCUUUCUGUCCUUCCAGGGUUUUAGUAAAUUUAUAUGAUGUAUUUGUUCAGGUUUUCUCCUAUUGGGUUGUCUCAUUUUAUAAUUAACUUCCCCAACUUGUUCAAUAAUCUCAUAGGGGCCAUGCCAAGAUGCUAGAAAUGUAUUUUCUACUGUAGGGACCAAAACAAGUACCCUGUCUCCUGGGUGAAAAACUCUGUCUGGCAUGGUUUUUCUGGGCCUCUUGGGCUUUCUGCAUAUGUUCUUUAACUAUUGGCAUGACAGUCGCCAUACUAUCCUGCAUUUGAGCUAUGUGCUCAAUUACACUACGGUACGAAUUGGAUUUGUGUUCCCAGGUUUCUUUUGCUAUAUCUAGCAGACCUCUGGGAUGAUGGGCAUAUAGAAGUUCCAAAGGAGAGAAGCCCAUAGAAGCUUGUGGCACCUCCCUUAUGGAGAACAUUAGAUAGGGUAGUAAGCAAUCCCAAUUCUUACCAUCCUUGUCAAUUACUUUCCUUAGCAUACUUUUUAAGGUCUUGUUGAACCGUUCUACCAGUCCAUCUGUCUGGUGAUGAUAAACAGAGGUUCUAAGAUGUUUGAUUUGAAGUAGUUUGCAUAACUCCUUUGUAACUUUAGACAUAAAUGGUGUACCCAGAUCUGUCAAAAUUUAUUUUGGUAUGCCCACCCGGCUAAACAUGAGCAUGAGUUAUUUUGCCAUUGUCUUUGGAGAAGUGUUACGUAGGGGCACUGCUUCCGGGUACUUGGUAGCAUAAUCCAAAACCACCAAUAUAUACUGAUGCCCACUUGCAGACUUUACCAGAGGACCUACCAGGUCCAUUGCAAUCCUCUCAAAAGGUAUUUCUAUUAUAGGCAAUGGUACAAGAGGACUGCGUUAUGCCUUAAAAUGGGUGGUUUGCUGACAUUCAGGAGAUGAACAACAGUAAUUUGCAACUUAAGCAAAUACCCCAGGCCAAUAAAAUAUCUGUAAGACUCUUUUUGUCUUUUCUAUGCCUAAAUGUCCCCCCAGUAUAUGGCUGUGUGCAAGAUUUAGGACUGGAUGUCUGAAGGGCUUAGGAGCAAGUAGUUGCUUUACAACAUCCAUCCCUUUUUUUCUCCACUCUAUAAAUCAAAUCAUUCUGUACCUCAAAGUAAGGAUAAGAAGGGGCUCUAUCUAGUUGAACUGGAUCAUCGUUAGAAACCUGGAUAUUUUUAUGGGCCUCUGCAAGAGUGAGGUCUUCCCAUUGUGCUUUCCUGAAGUUAACAGGACUGACUUCUAAUUCAAGAAAGUUUAAUGCCUUGAUCCUGAUCGCAAUCGGACUCCUGACUAUCGUGGCUUGGGUCAUCUCCUGUUAAAGCUGGUGUGUGACUUCAGCCUUCUCUGUUCUUAUGCCUAGUUCUUCACAUCUAUGUCAGAAAAAGGAAACACAUUUCCAGAAUCAUCAUUUGCUAUACAAUCAGGGGCUACUUUUCCUGGAGACCCCCACAAGUCUAAAAAUUGGGGAAAAUCCCUUCCCAGCUUCACAUCAUAAGCCAAUUUAUCCACCACCCCUGCUGAAUGAUUCACAGUACCAAAAAGGCUUUCAAAUUUCAGCAAAACUGUAGGAUAUUCACGUUUGUCACCAUGAACACAAAUUAUACCAAUUUUCUGAAAUGCAUCAACAUCGGCUUCAGAUACAAGGCAUUUUGUUAUCAGUGUAGCCAUACUUCCGGCGUCUAAUAGAGCUCCAACCUCUUUCCUAUUCACCUUUAUGGAACAAAUCUGCGUAUUGUGACUACAGUUGGCAUAAGUAGAUUCCAUAUAAUUCAGCAGACAAGACAUUGCAUAGAUUCAUCAAUCAAGGGACAGUCUCUAGCUUUAUGUCCAAGUUCAUUACACCGGAAACAUUUAAUAUUUUCAUCUGUCCCCCACCUAGACCCUUUUCCAGGAUUAACAUUUCUAGACAUAAGCGUAUGGGGUCUCUGAGAAUAUGUCUCUUGUUCCUCUGUAUCUCUGAAUCCUUGAAAAAUCUUACCAGCAGAUGGAGACUUAACUCUCUCCAUAGACUUUAUUUUGUUAAGCUACUGUCUGUCAUCUGCAGCAACAUAUCUUUCCACCAAACUAAAGGACCACUAUAGGCACCCAGACCACUUCAGCUUAAUGAAGUGGUCUGGGUGCCUGGUCCAGCUAGGAUUAACACUUUUUUUUUUUUUUUUUAAACAUAGCAGUUUCAGAGAAACUGCUAUGUUUACACUGAGGGUUAAUCCAGCCUCUAAAGCCUCUUGUCGCUGUCUCAUUGACAGCCGCUAGAGGUGCUUGCGUGCUUCUCACUGUGAAAUCACAGUGAGAAGACGCCAGCGUCCUUUGGAAAGCAUUGUAAUUCAGCCGAUGACGUCGCUAGGAAGAAGGAGAGGAGGAGGAAGGUAAGAUUUUAACCCCUUCCUCUCCCCAGAGCCCGGCGGGAGGGGGACCCUGAGGGUGGGGGCACCCUCAGGGCACUAUAGUGCCAGGAAAACUAGUAUGUUUGACCCAUCGACGCAGUGAAGCAGGUAAGCCCCGCAGGAAUCUGUCCAUCCCAAGAAGUUCCAUGAUGUGGCUUGACGGAUUUAUUUCUGGUUGUAACCACUUUCUAGCAAGAUGUAUCAGGUCAAACAUCUGGGAGCGGAUAGGUUUCUCUUGGUUGAAAGUCCAGGCAUGAAAUCUUUGGUCAUGAACUGCCAUAUUCACACCAAGUCGUGCAAGGAUCUCAGCCUUCAGUUUGGAGUAGACCCCUGCCUGCUCUGGUUCCAGGUCAUAGAAAGCCUUCUGGGGUUCUCCAAUAAGAAAAGGUGCCAGUAAGCUUGCCCACUCACUCACUGGCCACUCUUCUCUGUCAGCUGGCCUCUCAAAAGCUAGAAGGUAUGCUUCCACAUCAUCUGUAUGUGUCAUCUUCUGCAGGUAACGGCUGGCUCUGAUCAUCUUAACCUCGGACUGCGUCCCAUCCGAAACUCUGGUCAGUCCCUUGGUCAAAGCUUGUAUCUCCUUCUGUAUCAUGCUGGAGGCCUGAUGUUGCUCCUCCCUGAGCAGGCGGCUUGCCUCAGCUUGGGCGGCCACAAUCUGCUGGAUCAUGGCAUCUGUGUUGGCCUUUUGCGUGAUUAUCAGUUGCUGUAGGGCUGCAAUAUUUUCCUGUUGUGAGGCUGUGGCCUCCUGCUGUACGGCUGUAGCCUUUUGCUGUGCCGCUGUAGUUUGCAACAAAACUUUCACAACUUCCUCCAUAUUUCUCCAGGCUUGUUUGGCUUCCCGUUAAUACCCACAGGCUUCUUCAGUGUAGUGCCUGCAUCCUCCACCAUAUGUGACAAACAUAUUUCCCUGUAUGUGUUUGUCCAGGAUCUUUUGGCAACUGCACACCCCUAUAGGGUAAGGAAGCCAGGCCAAGACAAAGUUCAGUUUCAAAGGCCUCUGGCCUGUUUAUUUUCUGUUGGUAAGAAGUCACUGGAUACAACAGGAUACAACAAGCAACAAAACCUUCUUUCUCCUCAAAACACUUUUCCUCCCCCACCCUGCUUUAACUGCAGUUAUAAAGCUGCUCACAGCCCUUACAGGUGAGGCUAAUGACCUCGUUUGGUAGUGAGCCAGAACUCCUUGGAAAGCCUGGGCUGGACUCAUGCACAGCCACUCUGACAGUGGGUGGAGAAUCGGCCCACCCUGCUCUUCCGAAUACUCCACCUCAUGGACCCAAAUAACAACAGAGAAAAAAAACCUACAUUUAACCUUAACUUUCCCUGGGGCUGCAUGUGCUGAACCACAUGUCUGGAUAGUGGCUGCGCAAAAGUCUGGGUGCCAGAUAUACACCUUUGACCACCAUCCCCAACACUCUGUCACAAUUGUAAAAACAAGACUGUUUUCUGCAUAAUUAUUUGUAUGUCUGACCAGAGCUUGCAUCUCUUCUUUUCACACCUCGUCUGAAGCUGUCAUACCAGCAUUAUUUAAAUAAUUCACGAGCCUUCAGCUAGCCAUACAAACCAUACCAGCUGUCACAUACUUUGAUCUUUAGGGAAGUUAAUUGCUCUUUAAAAUACUGUGACAUUUGUCACUAAUGACAUGUAAUUUUGCUAACUCUUUUAAGGGAUACUGUGAACAUGAGUGUGAUUUGUGUUGAAAUUAACCUUUCAAAAACAUUACCAAGCAUCUUUAGUCACACCAUUAUAAUAUCGUAAGAGUGUGAAAGUGGGUGUACUUGUAAUGGUGGUAUAAUCUCAUACUACAAGUUUGUGUGUGUGCGCUGGUAUAAUUUAGUCUCAGAAAUAUAUUGUUACAGAUGCAGAGGUACUGAAAGAUUGUGUUUCUACAACUUCCCCGACUGUCAUGCAAAAUGUGGGGAAAAGCAUAGACCGCAUUAUCCUUUUUGUUUUCAUAUGCUUGUAGAUGUACACAUUGAAAACAACAACAAGCUAUUCAUUCUGAUUUUGGAAUAUAAUAAAAUGCUGCCAAUAUUUUUGGAGAAUUCUAGUAGCCCAUAAAUGUAUGAUUUAAAGGGUCACUACAGUGUCAGGAACACAACCAUAUAUUUCUAACACGAUAGUUAUAAAACCACAGUUAGGUGAUUUGCUCACCUUUUUCCAACGCCGAGUGGCUCCUUGCUUCUGAUUCCGCUCCUGAUCCACCUCCUUGAUUAACAUCAUCAGAAUUGAUGAUCUCAGCCAAUCACAAUGUUUUCCCAAGGAGGCAGGCUCCUCAUACAGAUGUCUUGAAUCAGUGCAUCUCUAUAAGGAAAGUUCAGUGUCUCAAUGCAGAGGGUAGAGACGUUGAAUGUCAGUGCUAGACACUGUGCAGCACUGCCACAGGAAGCACCUCUAGUAGCCAUCUGAUGAUUGGCCACUGGAGGUGUCCUUAAGCUGUAAUGUAAACAUUGCAUUUUAUCUGAAAAGACAGUGUUUACUGCAAAAAGCAUGAAGGAAAUGAUUAUACUCACCAGAACUGCAAAAAGCUGUAGCUGUUAGCUGUAGCUGUUAUGGUGACUAUGGUGUCCCUUUAACUUACUCAUAUUGUUCUUUUGUAAUUACAGAAAUCUGCAAAUAAAAGAGAAGAAUUAAAUACCAGAAUCAUUGGCAAAAAAGAUACUCUAGCUGUUAAAUGCUUUGCUACUAAUACAGAUAUGCAAGCUAUUGAUGAUGAAAAAGAAUUAAAUUCAUAUGUAAGUGACAACAGAACUUCAAAUACAGAAGCCCUGAGGACAAUGCAGACUCAACAUAAAGAAUCUUAUCUUUUUGAAAAUGAAAAGUCUAACAUGUGCCUUGAGUUAGUGGGUAAUGUUUGUAAAAGUAGCAGCAUCUCUAAUUUGUUCGAAGAUCCACAGAGGAGGUCUGAACCUAGCCAACUAGGUAGUGAAACAAUGGAAUGCUCUGCUGUUAGUGCGGAAAGAAAAGAUAUUGCUGGAGAUGACGGACUUGAAGUGGCAUCUGUUAACCACAGACAACCAGGAAUUGUUUCUUGCAAUACUAUCUCAAAUGGGGAUUCUGUUUGUAGAGAUGGUUCUCUGGAAGUAAUGAAAGUCUAUAAUGGUUUUGCCAAGAAAAUCUCAUCAGAGAAUCUGGAUCAGACUCUCAAAUUAACCACACAGGUAGAGCUGUCUGACAGCAGUGAAAAUUGUGAUGUUUCUCAAAAGAGACCUGUAGAACAACAUGUAUCUGCACCAAUCGAGGAUAGCUUACUUGCUCAAAAAGAUGUUCGAAAAACAGUGCAACCCCUUACAACUUCAGAGUGCCUGGUAAGUAUUAUAGUAGCAAUAAUAAAUGUAUAUCUGUCUGUGUGUGAUCCUGUGUAGAGCGUUAUGUGCCACUUUAGCUUCUUAUGCUAUUAGUUUCACUUGCAAUAUAAAUAAGAACUAAGAAUUAUUUGUUUCCAGUAUGUAUUUUAAUGCAGGCAAAUUCCUCUCUAUAAGAAGGAUCUCUGCAUAUCUAUAUCCCACUGUGUUAUCUAAUCUUGAGAUACUUAGUUCCUAGCGGUGUGACUAGCAUUCCUGGGACAAACAUAGUAGGUCCUUCACUAUUUUGUGAGAAAAGAGGACUGAAACUUUAAUACUAAUUUUAAUUAAAGGAUCUGCAAUACUAUAUUCAUAUGUUAUAUCCAUAUAUUAAUUUACACAAGUGAAAUUAGUUAUAUGUGUUCGUUUAUAUUACUCUUAUAGUCAGAAAUAAUAUAAUACUGUGUAAUUCAGUCUCGUAAUAAAUAUGAAUUUUAUUGUUAUCUUUAAUUUCCUUGAACGUGUCUACGUACCUGCAGUGCAUAUAUUGGUAUGUUACAGAGAAAUAUCUGGUCAGCAUUGAGUGUUUUAUAAAUAAUUAUGCCACAUCCAAUUUAUAUUCCCUUUUUUUGUUUGCGUGUUUUUUUUGUAUUUAGAUAUAGGUGUAUUUUUAACUCAAAGUGACAUUAUAGUCAACAAAACAACUUUAGCUUAAUGAAGCCGUUUUGGUGUAUAGAACAUGCCCCUGCAGCCUCACUGCUGAAUUCUCUGCCAUUUAGGAGUUAAAUCACUUUGUUUAUGAACCCUAGUCACACCUCACUGCAUGUGACUUGCACAGCCUUCCUAAACACUUCCUGUACAGAGUCAUCUAAAGUUUAUCAUUCCUUUAUUGCAAGUUCUGUUUAAUUUAGAUUUUCUUAUCCUCUGCUAUUUUAGAGGACCACUAUAGUUCCAGGAAAACAAACCUGUUUUCCUGGCACUCUAGGGUCUUUAGGUCACCCCCACCCUCAGGGUCCCACUCCAACCAGGCUGAAGGGGGAGUAAGGGGAAAUCUCCUCCCUCUUCCGAGGUCAGCGAUGCAUGCGCGGCAAGAGCAGCACGCGCAUUCAGUCAAUCCAUAGGAAAGCAUUUCUCAAUUUCUCAAUGCUUUCCUAUGGACGUCAGCUUCUUCUCACUGUGAUUUUAACAGUGAGAAGCGCGGAAGCGCCUCUAGCGGCUGUCAAUGAGACCGCCACUAGAGGCUGGAUUAACCCUAAUGUUCUCUGAAACUGCUAUGAUUACAGCUGCAGGGUUAACCCUAGAUGGACCUGGCACCCAGACCACUUCAUUGAGCUGAAGUGGUCUGGGUGCCUAUAGUGGUCCUCUAAUAGCUUCCUAGACCCUGCAAGAGCUUCCUGUAUGUGAUUAAAGUUCAAUUUACAGAGCAAGAGAUACCAUUGUUUAAGGUAAAUUACAUCUGAUUGAAAGUGAAACCAUUUUUUUUUCCCAUGCAGGCUGUGUGAAUCAGGGGAGUCAGGAGAGGUGUGGCAAGGGCUGCAUAAACAGAAACAAAGUGAUUUAACUCCUAAAUGGCACUGAAUUGAGCAGUAAAACCUAAGAGGCAUGAUCUAUACACUAAAACGGCUUAAUUAAGCUAAAGUUGUUUAGGUGACUAUAGUGUUUCUUUAACAUCUCUUCUCUCUCUACUAAAAGAAAAAAAAGCGUUAAUUCCUUUUUAUUUUGUGUUUUAGAUAUAUCAGUUAAGAUCAUAAAAGCAGAUUAUAGCAGCAGACACUAUUUAAAAGGCCUAGUAAGGUCUAUAUGCUAACAGGGCUGAAUUGCUGCUGUCGACCAGGAAUAGGCAGUGAGUGCUGAUAAUAUGCAACUAUAACAGAUUUGCUAGUACCAAGAACAUGCUAGAUUAAAAAUAUGAGAUUGUGAAUAUUUACUAUCCAAUAUUUAAGAACUGUUUGCUCUCUUAAUAAUCUGUUUCAAAUAGAAUUCUUGUAAUUGUGUUGCUUUUAGAUGGACAAAGGGGAAAGAAAAGAGCCUGUAGUUUUACCCGAAAUUCCAUCUCCUGAAUCAGUUGCAGACCUUAAGAUGGUUAAGACAACAGGCCAAGUUACAGAAUUCACCACCUCAAAGACAGUGGCUAAUUUAGAAAUCAAAGAAAAAGAACAUGUUAAUACAUGUUUAAUGAAUGUGACUCAAGAAAAAUUAAAUAAUAAUAUAAACAGUAUAAAAGCUUUGACUGAAAAGUUUGUCUCAGUUCAGGAACAAAUAGAUUUUGAUGGUCAAAAAUCACAAGAAGAUGCUGUUAUUCCAGCAGAUACAUCUUCAGUAAAUGAUAUUGUGCCCAAUCAAGCUGGUGAUAAAAAUGGGGUGCGUACUGACCAUCCAAUCACAGACCAUGAAUCUUCGGUCGAGAUAUGCUCUUUUAAUGAUGAAACAUCCAAGCACACUUUUCUUGUUGAGACAGAAAAAAAGAAAAUUCCCUUUCAUCAAACACACGUGAAAACAGUGGUUGAACCUUUUCAAAUAUUUAAAAUAUGUGAGAGAAUCAUUCCACCCAGGGAGUUGCAUAUUACAAAAGACACAAUGGACAUUAAUGGAUUAAAUAAAAGCAUAUCACCUCCUAGAAGUCCAAGUAUUCUAUCCGACAUAUUUGUGGACGAAUGCAAUGUUGAUGAAACAGAGAGAUUAGUUGCAAAUGCUAUAAAAACACUUGAUCAAGAUCUUAACAGAGAUGGUGAUGAUUCCUACCAGAGUAGAAGCAUCCCAAGUAAUGAAACCAACACACAAGUAAAUAUUGUGUCUGUAGACCUGGUAAGUCCAGCAGAUACUCAAAAUCUUUCUGUUGGUAAUAAGGAAUCUGAGAUUAGCUCAGCAAUCGUCAUAGAUCUAGACAAGGAAGAACACAGUUCCAAGAGUAGUGGCAAAGAACCGUCAGUACUUAUUGAUGAUAAAUGUGCCUCUGAUGUUACUGAUGUGUCUAUGGACUGUACAAGUCCCGAAAGGUACAUUGGAAUGAAGAAAAAUGAGUGUGAAAUUAUUAUUCUAGAUGGUAAUAUUUCCAUGUCCAGUACAGAGCCAGAGCCUUUCAAAGAGGCAUUGAGCAUCCCUACUCAAAAUAAUGGCACAUUGCUUACACAAGGAAAAUUUGGUGAGAAUAUAGAACAGAAUAUUAUCCAGGAGCAUUCUGAUAUUUGUUUCAUAGCAAGCACAGCCAGUAUAAGUGAGGAGCAAUACGAACGCUGGUCAGAAGCUUCACAUGAGGACAUUGACUUUUUACGGCCAUCUUAUAAAGAAAGCACAGAUGUUCCAAAGAUUUCCAAUGCUAGGGAAUCUUACCCAUGCUCCCCACGUUCAUCUUCACCAGUUGAAACAUGCCAUGAACCUGUCUAUUCAAAAGAAGCAAAGAGUUUUGAAAAACAGCCUGAUUUGUUUCAGGAAGAAGAUGGGUACUUACCAAGGUACCGUAGGGACCCAGAUUACUACUGUUCUCAUAGUUCUGGGAAUAUUACGGUUACUAAUAAAGAAGCUGGUAGAACUUCCCAGACUAUAAACAGAAGAAAGUCAGAUCUGGACAGUUUAUUUUUCAGUCAAAGAAUCAUCACAGAUGACCUCACACAAAACACUCUCGAUAUGGAACAGUUACGUUUUAUUCAUAGGCUAAAGUUGGUCUUAAGAAAUGCUUGCACCGACAAGUUUUUUUCUGAGUCACCUUCCAGGACAAUUUUUGAAACUAGUAGGAUUUCUGGCUGUUCUAGUUCCUCAAACAGAAAAAGAAGUCCUCUCCUUAUCACGAUAAAUUGUUCUAACAGGAAGAAGGAAUCAAGGAGACGUAACCACUGGUAUCCAUAUCGUCGUUAUAGUCCGGUGUAUGUUGAUGAAGGACCUACCGAAAGUUCUGCAUGCAACUCCAGAACUCCAAAGAAAGUCAGAGCAUACAAGCGAGCGUCAUCACCUUUUCACUUCAGUCGGUUAAAAUAUGAAAAUAAGCUUGAGAAAUCAAACAAUGACAUUUCACUGAUUCUUAAUGAGUGCGUUCAGACGAAUCACUUAAAAUUAAGUAGGGUGAGUUUAGGUAAUACAGUAACAGACCGUACAUUGAACAGAGAGUUUGUAGAUGAGUGUGUGCAGACAAAAAAGACAUUUGCUCCUCUUUCACAUAAAGUGCCUGCUGUUAAAAACAUUAUUUCUGACCUCUGCACCAGCCUGCAUUCAAGAUUACACAGCGUUGCCAAGGAAUAUAGCCAGAGGAAAUUUAGGUUUUACAUCCAUGAAACCAGUGAUGAUCCUUUCUUUUCACAAACCAAGGUAACUAAAUCUGUCAACUUUUACUAUUUUUUUAGGAUAACAUUUAAAUAUCUGUGUAUAUUUAAUCCCCUAAGGACUGAGCCAAAUGUGCACGUUUUGAUCAAAAUAAAACAUAAACAAAACUUGCAAUUUGACUGUCUGUUAAACCGUAAUUCACCUCUUUCAUAUUAAGUGCACCCACACUUAUUAUAUAUCAUUUUAUUUAGAGGAAAUAGGGCUUUCAUUUAACAUCAAAUUUUUAGUUAUGAAACAUAAUUUAAUAUGAAUAAAAUAUUUUUUUUAAAAAGUGAGAAAUUAAGAAUUUUUAUUAUUUUAGUUCUGCAUGACAUUUUAACUGAAUAUCAUAAUACUGCUUGCUUUUACUGCAAUAAAAUACACAUAUUUGUAUUCAGCGAUGUCCCCUAUGUACAGCUUUUAUGGUGUUUUGUGAAGUUACAGGGUCAAAUAUAGCAUGUUGCAUUUUACAUUUUCUUCACUUUGAAAUUCGCCAGAUUGGUUACGUUGCCUUUGAGACCGUAUGGUAGCCCAGGAAUGAGAAUUACCCCCAUGAUGGCAUACCAUUUGCAAUAGUAGACAACCCAAGGUAUCACAAAUUGGGUAUGUCCAGUCUUGUUAGUAGCCACUUGGUCACAAACACUGGCCAAAUAUUUUUACAUAAUUAAGUAAUUUUAUUGAUUGCAAUUUGGGGGACCUGCCUGACAACCCAGGCAGAAAGUCCAGAGAAUUUAAUUUGCCAGCACUAUAUUUAACCCUGUAACUUUCCAAGACACCCUAAAACCUGUACAUGGGGGAUACUGUUUUACUCGGUAGACUUCGCUGAACACAAAUAUUAGUGUUUCAAAAUGGUAAAACAUAUCACAGCGAUGAUAUUGUCGGGGAAAGUGAAGUUUUUUGCAUUUUUCACGCUGAUGAUAUUGUUGUAAUACGUUUUACUGCUUUGAAACACUAAUAUUUGUGUUCACGAAGUCUCUCGAGUAUAACAGUACCCCCCCUUGGUUAUGUUGCCUUUGAGAGCAUAUGGUAGCCCAGGAAUGAGAAUUACCCCCAUGAUGGCAUACCAUUUUCGAAAGAAGACAACCCAAGGUAUUGCAAAUGGGGUAUGUUCAGUCUUUUUUAUUGGCCAAAGUUAGCGUUCAUAAUUGUUUUUUGCAUUUUUAACACACAAACAGAUGUAAAUGCUAACUUUGGCCAUUGUUUGUGACUAAGUGGCUACUAAAAAAGACUGGACAUACCCCAUAUUGAAUACCCUGGGUUGUCUACUUAACAAAAAUAUAUGGUUUGAUGGGAGUAAAUUACAUUGGCCGGCUUAAAAAAUAUCCCAAAUAGGACAUGGGUGCCUGAUGACCAGCUGUGAAAAUUCCAGGUUGGAAACCUGGAAUGCGCACCCUCCAAAUAAGUUUUGUUUGUUUUUUAGCCCCCAGAGAACCUGAGACACCUAUACAUGGGUGGUAUCACUGAACUCAGAGUUGUUGAACACAUAUUUGGGUGUUCUUUGGCAGUAACCUUUAAAGUUCUCUGUAAAUGUAUUCUUAAAUUGCUAUGUGUGUCAAGAAAAUCACCUAUUAUUAUUUUUUUAAACUUGGCAUAGAUUGGUGGUAAAAUGGUUGCAUGAAAAGAGUCAAAAUACCCAAGUUUAAUACCUUAGGUUGUCUUCUUUUAAAACAGUACAUACAUGUAAAGGGUUAUUACGGAAUUCCUGAAAGAUAUCAGUGUUACAAUGUAACUUUAAUGUUAAUUUUGAAAGAAAAUGGUUUGGAAAUAACAAAGUGCUACUUGUACUUAUAGCCCUAUAACUAUAAACACAACACCGCAGAAAUGUAAACAGCCCUGGUCCUUAACAGUAAGAAAAUUGAAAAGCGGUCUGGUCACUAAGGGGUUAAAGGAAAACUAUAGGGUCAGGAACACAAACCUGUAUUCCUCACCCUAAAAUGUUAAAACCACCAUCUGGUCAUCCAGGACCCCCCCUUCCCUCCUCCCCUCCCUUCUCCCCUGGGUGCCAGUUCCCUCAGGUUUUAACCCUUCAGAUGUAAACAUAGCAGUUUCAGAAAUGUUACAUAGCAUGGUUAAUCCAACCUCUAGUGGCUGUCUUCUUGACAGCCGCUAGAGGCGCAUCUGCGACGCUGGAUGAGACUUUCGCAUCCAGCGUGCAGAACGUCCAUAGGAAAGCAUUAGAAAUGUUUUCCUAUGGACUGUUUGAAUGCGCACGCGGAACUUGUCGUGCAUGCGCACUCCACUCCAGAGCUGACGUCGGCGGGGGAGGAGAGGUCACCAGCGCCGAGGGAGCCUGGCACUGCAUUUAGGUAAGCUGCUGAAAGGGUUAUAAUCUCUUUAGCACCACAGGAUGGGGACCCUGAGGGUGGGGGAACCCUUAGGGCACUAUAGUGUCAGGAAAGUGUUUUCCUGACACUAUAGUGAUCCUUUAAGCUACAUACAACACAUGAUGAGUCAAGUGAAAUGCCUAGUAAUAGCAGGCCUCUUACAAGUAAACAAAUAGAUUAAUCAAGUGUUAUGCAUAUUGUGGUAAUAUCUGUUAAGCCUUCUUUGAACCUGUUAACUAGAUAGUCUGUGAUUGACAGGCUCAUUUUAAGGUUCACCAUUUCUUUAUAUUCAGCAUUUUGCUAAAUUUGUGCUGAAUCAGGCUUUUACUUUAUGAUACAUAAACAUAUAUUGUGGGAAAUCUGCCAAACAAUUUUUGCUCCAUUGACUUAUGCCUUACUUUAGAAUUUCACAGAUUUAGUUAGCAUGUUUAGUUAUUUACUGUUAUUUAUUUUCUGCCCAAAGAGCCUGCUGAAGAAAGAUGGCCAUACUGCCACAGAACCUCAUCACUUCUGUAACAGCAAGCACAUGGAGUCAGAGAGGCUACUUGUCAUCAUAAGGAAUGAAGACAUAUCUUCUCAUAUACAUAAGGUAUGUGCUUCACCCCCUAUAGUCAAUAAUUUCUCUCUCUCUGCCAAGUCCUAUGUCACUAGCCAGGCUUUAGAAGUUACUUGCUACUACAAGUCUACAUUGAACACGCACUAUGAAUGAACUACUCGUCAAGCUAAGUUUUCAUUCACCAAUGAGUACUGGUGAGGGCACAUUUUGAGCCCUGCGUAUGUGUUUAAAUACAUAUACUUUAAAAAUAAGAUCUUCCUUUUAAUAGCAAGUGACUUACUGAUGCAUUUAAAAAAAAAAAAAAAAAAAAAGAAUGGCUCCAAAAGACCAUUGACAUGCUGCUUUUCUUAUACUUCCCACACUUAAAGCAAUGCUGUUAAUGUCUGUGCUGGUGUACACUGUUGCCAUCCAUGUGAUGUACAAACCUAUGAGAGUUAUUUACUAAUGGUUAAAUUAAUCUGUGCAAAUUUAGCUGUUAAAAAAAAAAAAAAAAAAGAAAAAGCUCUAUCUCGUUGGCAAACUUAUCCAACACUGCCUGUUUUUUGUAGGACAUUUUUUAGUGACUUAGCAAACUGGUCACCAGAGAAAAAAAAAACUUGUUAAAGUUUGUCCAUAUUAGGAAUAUGCAUGUGUUGACAGGGGGAUGGAGUCUUACAAUAUGAAACAUACACAUAUAUCAACUAGAAGAUAAUGUGAUAAAUAUCCUAUCUCAUUUACAGGGUAAGAAGUAAUUUAUAAAGUAUAUAUUAAAUUUAGCUUUUUUUUUAUCAAAAUUGUGGUUCUAUGAUAGUACAAUACAUAGGCUUGAAUAGGUGGUUGGGUCCAGUAGAAAUAGGUAGCUCUGUUUAAGUCUGGUGAUAUUCUUGGAAAGCUAUCUUCGCAAAACCCAAAUAAGUUGUUAAAGGGAUCCUAUAGUGCCAGGAAAAAAAACUUGUUUUCCUGGCGCUAAAGGUUUAAUAGGUCCCCCACUCCCUCAGGGCACCCCUCACGCGGUGCUGAAUGGGGUUUAAGCCUUCAGCCACUUACCUGAAUCCGGCGCUGGGACAGGAUCCGCCCAUGCUCUUCCACAGCUCGCUGGGGAGAUCGCAUGCGCGGCAAUGGCUGCGCGCAUUAGACCUCCCCAUAGAUAAGCAUUCCUAUGGGGAAGAUCUGACACGUGAGGUUCGUGAGGACGUCCAGCAUCAGAUAACCGACCAAAGGUCAGUUUGGAUUCCGGAAGCCUUCUAGUGGCUGUCUGUUAGUCAGCCACAGAUGGCAGACCUAGAGCUGCAAUGUUUUACAUUGCAGCACUAAGUGCAAAAGGGCCACAGCACCCAGACCACUUCAAAGAGCUGAAGUGGUCUGGGUGCCUACAUUGUCCCUUUAAUUGUUUACAACACUGCUGAAAUAAGGGCUUUAUAUAAAAAAAAAAAAAAAAAACAUUAUUCAUGUUUUAACAUGUCUCUGUGUAUGCAUGUAAGAUUUCUCUCUCUAUCCCUACAGAUUCCAUGUUUGGUGCAGCUAAAGUUGGACCCUAAUGUGUCUUUUGUUGGUGUGGACUGUCCAGAAGACAUAACAGAUUCUAAUUAUGAGGACCUUUUUCAGGCUGGUGGUUUUGUGGUUUCUGAUCCAUCUAUUUUGGAAUCUAUGACAUUAGGUUAGUCUUUGUUAAUUUAUUAAUUAUAUUUCUUCUUUUCUUGAGUAUAAAUGGAAGAAGCCUUUUCUGCUUUUACUGUGUUGUCUUUACUGAACUUUAAACACAGAAUAAAGAAAACUGCCCCAGCUUUACGCUGAUAUGAGUCACGAAAUGCUGUCUACUCUAUAUAAUGAAGGGUAGGAUGUAAGAACUAUACAAUUAUGGUAAUAUGUGAGAAUAAAACUAGGCAGAAACUAUACAGAUUACUUACGACAAAGUAAUCUGUUGGUGCUUAGACCAGAUACUAAUAAGAGUAGUUGUCUACAAAGAUUUUUGAGUUAUGACACUCAUGGACUAUUGCCACAUAAAAUAGCUUUUUAAAAUUUCUAGUAACAUAGGUAGUAAUAAACCUUAAAUCAAACAUAAACGUAUUAGCUAAUCACAACACAUUACGAUAAUGUUGAUAACAUUUUAUUUUUCACAAAAUUACUUUAUGCUAAUUACUUACUCCAUUAAUAGGGUUAUUCACUGAACUGUGAAUUGUGGAAAAUUCUAAUCUAAAUUGCAGAAUGUAUUCAAAGAUAGCCAAGCUGUGGAUAUAUUUUUUUUUAAAUAGAGUUGGAGGAAUUCCAGAUAAGCUAUUUUAGUCUCCUAGUGAAUUCUUUAGGGAAUGGUUAAUUUUAGACUAAAACAGAGUUUGAAAACAAUUUGAAUUCUCAAAAUGUUUUCCCAUAUCCGGUAUUUUGGCCUAAGCUUUACAUUUCACUUGUCAGUUCAAUAUCGUUUACUAUUUACUGAAUGCAAACCAUUAAUUUGUUUGUAUUUUCUUGUGUAGUGUGCAUGUUUUCUUUCUUGUAACAAAAUCCAACAUGGUGCCUCCUCCUAAACCAUGGUUGAACAUGUUGAUCCAGUGUUGAAAGCUACCCUAGUAUUUAGUUCUUUGGCACAUGCAGUUUUUAGGUCUUUGUACCUAAUUACAAUUAUUACUGAAAUUGUAUUGUUAGUAAAUGUUACAAUUAAUGUAUAAACUUUUAGUGUGUUCUUGGUUUUUAUGACUAGGUAUCCUUAUUUAUGUUCAUAUUUUGCUUUCUGUUCACUCUUUCAUGUGUGUGUGUGUGUGUGUGUGUGUGUAUAUAUAUAUAUAUAUAUAUAUAUAUAUAUAUAAAUAUUUUUUUUUAAUUUUUUUUUAAAUAAAUCCUGACAUGGUGUAAUUUGUUGUUCAUCUUAGGUUGUAUUUAUCUUAUUUUAAGACCUGAUAAAGAACAGAUUAUUGUUAUGUCUUGAUAUAUAAACCCAUAGAAUUCAAAGAGAGCGUACUUUUCUUUUUCCUGUGACUAAUAAUAAUAUUUGCAGUGCAGGGUUAGGUUCUUUUUUUCCACACCCUUUUUUUUCAUCCAAAGCAUUUUCCUGAAUUGUUUGCAUGCCUAAAAUGUAAACAAACCAAAACAACCUCAUCAAUGAAAUUUGGUCAACUGAAUUAAACAUUUUUUUUUCUGUCUGAGGCAAAGAUUUUCCUCUGUGCAUAAAUCUACUUUAAGAUAUUUCUAAAAUUGUAUUUAAUUUAUUGUCUUUCCAUAUAAUUAUAGGGAAGGUAAAGGAUGUCGCUGCAGUAUUGGAGACAUUGAACAAGGCAUCAGUUUGGAAGUGGCUUGUGCAUUAUAGAGAGAACAGAAAACUGAAAGAAGAUAAAAGGUAAACCAUCUUUUGAAUAUUUUUCUUUUACUCCUCCAGUUUUAAAAGAUAUUAGACAGUUGUUAGCAAGUAGUUUCAUAAUAGGCAGAGUUUGCCACUUAGCAGGCUGCAGCAGCACUCAACUUCUGUUCAAACUUUAUUAUGUCCCUUUAAGGCAAUUAAAAAAAAAAAAAAAAAAAAGCUUAUAAUCUAUUUAUUACUUGGGUAGAUCAUGCUUUCGAAUGAUUGGAUAAUUAUGCAGGAAUCACCUCCACACAUUCUAGGGGCUCUAAUCUUAAACAGGACAUGAGUCACGCUGUCGAGUGGUACCUACAACACUUUAAUGACGACAGCCACCGGGGAUUGUCCCACUAAUCUCAGGUAGCAUUGGGCAUAUUUCUGAAGACCUUUCUAAACUAUUUGAUUAUUUUAAAGGGACACUCUAAGCAAUAAAACAGCUUACGCAUAAUGAAACAGUUUUUAAGUACAUAUCAGGGGUAGGCAACCUUUGGCACUCCAGAUGUUGUGGACUACAUCUCUCAUUAUACUCUUACAGCCAUAAUUUUGGCAAAGCACCAGUGGAGAUGUAGUCCACAACAUCUGUAGUACGAAAGGUUGUCUACUCAUUGUAGAGAUUAAGCCCCUGCAGUCUCACUGCUCGACUCUCUGCAUGUCCAUGCAACCCUAGCCACAACUCCCCUGGCUGUGACUGACACAGCUUGCAUGAAAAAAAAGUGACUGCUUGAGAGCACAGGCAGUCCCCCUCAAGCCGAUCUGGCCUUCCCGGGCCAUGUGAUUGCGGGGUCCUAACAGAACAGCCGUCUUGUGCAUUGCCUGAAGUGGGAGUGCCUGAAAUGUCAGACAGUCCCCCUAAUGCCCGCAAAAAAGUUGUUACGUUUUUAAACUAUUUAUGAACACACAUAGAAGUAAAGGAUUUAAACCAUUUAUGAACACACAUAAAAGUAAUUCAAAUAAAUAUAUAUAUAUAUAUAUAUAUAUAUAUAUAUAUAUAUAUAUAUUUAUUUGUGUUAGGUGCUUAAGAUAGUACAGUGUGAAAUACCAUGAAUAAACGUAGGAUAAUAAAAGCAGCAAGUCGGUUGUGGUGUGCCGAAACCGACGAUGAGGUAGGCCUGAGAAAGAAGAGGGCAAAAAUUAAGUAAUCAAAUUUAUUAACAGACAACCAAUACAUAUACAUUUUAUCAACCAGACAUGUUUUUGCAAGCAUCCCUUAAUUCUUGUACUGGGUUUGGUAUGUACCGUGAGUAAGCGGAUGACUUCCAGCGCCCCAGUGUUUUGAUAACAUGAGUUGGGAUGUUGACACUGGAGGCUGUGGACGUGGCUCCUAUACGAAAGGAGUGUCCUGAGUAUUUGCCUGCGUUGAGGCCCAGUUGUGUGAUCAAGGACCUGACGUAGGUCAUGAAGGUUUCAGUGGUGAGUACUGCAUCUUGUAGUUGUAGUAACGGUUGCAGGGGCAGUAAGUUAUGGUGCUGUAUGUAGGCAUCAAGAACCCUGACGGGACACCAUCUGUUGUGCGUGGGAUAGUACGGAAUGUUUACGGGUAUGUGCUGACUGGUUUUGGAGUGAGGUAAAGUCAGGAUGUAAUGAUCCAUAUGUUUUGUCAAGUGGGAAUAGAGGAGGAACGGAGUGGUUUGGGUCGUGGAGGUUGUAGUGAAUUCUCUAGGUCGUAGAAAUCCAUAGAAAGCAAUGUAUAUUGCUGUUUUGAUGAUAGAAUUUGUAUUGGUGUCAAGCAGGUUAAAUAAUGCUUUGAAGAUAUGGUUAUCUAUGGGUAGCCUCUGGGCUGUAUGUGUGGGUUCUGAUUUCUGAAUACCUCUGAGUAUGGUCUUAAUUUGGUGAGAGGCCAUGAAACUGUUGUUAUUUGGGUGUAAGAUUAGCAUGUGGUGUUGAAUGCCAGUGAGAUAGAGUUUGAUGGUGUUGUAUGACAUUUUGAGUUUAAGGUGGCAAAAGGAAGCAAACCCCCAAAAAGAUGUCAUAACAAACGGUUGUAUGAUGUUAUGUUCCAGAAGGAAUCGUUUGAAUAGUGUGAAAGCCUUGCUGUAUGUUUUGUUUGUAUUGUUUGAAAGCGCCAAUUGGGACAAUGUCCUGCUAUGCUGCAUGAUGUCUAGUCCAGUAUAAGUUGUAGAAAUGUUGGAGUGACGGUGGCUGUGGGCGAUGCUGACGGGAGUGCUUGAUGAAACUCCUGAAAUUUAAAUCGAGACAAAUUGUCAGCAGCUGUGUUACAUACACCUGGAACAUGGAAACAACAUAGGAAGAAAUUAUGACAAGCUGCCAACCAAGUGAGUUUCCUCAGAAAUCUCAUGAUCGUAAGAGAUUUGGAACGACCUUUGUUGAUGAUGUGACAGGUUGCCUGGUUGUCUGAGUAACAACGCACUGGCGUAUUAGCCCAUAAAUGACCCCAUGCUACGGCAGCCGCCACUAUGGGAUAGAUCUCAAAAAGAGCUGAGGUAGUGGAAAAACCUUCCAAAUCCUGAACUGCUGAAGGCCAGCUGCCCCAAAGCCAUUCGUUCCCAAAAAUUGCUGCAAAACCAGUGGUAGAUGCCGCAUCUGACCAAAUGGUAGGAGAUGAUUCAGUCAAUUGAGGGAGGAACAUACUUUUACCAUUCCAAGUGGUUAAAAAUCUCUUCCACAUGUUUAGAUCUGCCAUAGCUUGGGCAUCUAAGGACAACCUGUACGUGUCAUGUAGGAAAAGUGGGAAAAGAUGCAAUAGUCGUGAUAUAAAGGAGCGGCCUUGAGGUAUGAUGUGCAUAGCAAAAUUUAGUGACCCUAGCAGGGACUGUAGCUCUUUGCGGUUGCAAGUGCCGAGCUGUAGGUAGUUGUUUAUGUAAGUGAGAAUAUUCUCUAUCUUAUCGUAUGGUAGGCUUGCUUGCAUUGUGGCAGAAUCUAAUUGGAUACCCAGAAAAGUGAUAACCGUGUCUGGCCCCUCUGUUUUCUUUGGGGAGAUGGGUACACAUAGUUGCUCAAAAAGCUUAGUGGUAGCUUUGAGACUAGUGGGAGGCGAAGUAUUCUCCUUGACCAGUAGGAAAUCGUCCAGGUAAUGUAAUACCGUAGGGUAUCUGGCUAUGUCCAAUAGUAACCAGCAUAAUGCUUCAGCAAAUGUGUCGAAAAUAGCUGGGCUACUUUUGGACCCAAAAGUUAACCGGGAGAAAAAUAGUAAUUCCCGGACCACUUGAUGCCAUGCAGGUGCCACAGUGUGGGGUGGAUUGGGAGUAAUUUAAAGGCGUUAGCAAUGUCGGUCUUACUGAGCCAGGCUCCAACCCCUGCUUGUAUGAUAGCUGUAAUGGCGUGAUCUAUGGUGGUAUAUUUCAGAGAGAAUUCCUCAGAGAGUAUAAGGGAAUUAAGACUUGGGUGCCGAUAAGUCAAUGAUGAGUCUCUGUUUUUGGGAAGAUUUCCCUGUGACAAUACCAAUGGGGUUGGUGCGCCAUUCUAUGAAUGGAGGAGUUCUAAAAGGCCCCAAUACGAAGCUCUCAUCCACUUCUUGGGCUAUGAGGGUGUCAACCGCUGUGGGGUUGUGUUGGGCGGAUUGUAGAUUAGGGCAUUCUAGAGUUCCGGCUGGUAUGUGGAGGAUACCUGUGUGGAAGCCUUCUGUUAAACCAGAAAUAAGAAAGUCUACCAGGUGUCUAGAUGGGUGCUGAGACAUAAAUGCUGUGAAUACUGGCAUAUUAAUGGACGUUAGGUAAGGCUUGGAAUACAUUUUAUUUGGACACAUGGUCUUUGCAUGUGCCCUAAAACAUUUUGAACAGACAUGUAAUAGUCUACAUCCACUGUAAUUACAAGACCCAACAUUGAAAUUAUUACAUAUCUGGGACUUGCCCAGAAACUUGAUUGUGCGUCCCAGUUUGUCUCUUGACAAUUUCCCUGGAUCCCCAGAGGAACUAGCUCCUUGCGUGGAGGCAUGUCCGUCCGCCGUGUUGGGACAAAAAAUUGUAGUAUGGGCUGUGGAGGAGCAGUAUGCACAAGCUGGUGUUCUUAGACCUGCAAAAUGUCUGCAAAAUAUGACGGUAUCAAUCCUUCCCCAGUUGGAUCGUGUUCCGUACUGGGAGAAGGCUCCAGACACUUUUGCAGAAAAAGACCUAUGGUAGUCAUAGAAGGCUGAACCACCAUAUUUGUUCCCCAGGUCUACCAGCUUGUGCAUAUAGAGAUCAAACUCCUCUCUUCUGUUGGGAUAGACCGCACAGAUGACAUCCCUGUAAAUACCAAACGCUAGUACAAAUUCAGGGAUAGUCAGUUUCCUGUUCAGGCGGGCAUCCCUAGAUCUGACAACAUCAUCAUAAGCAUACGUCUUAUUUUCCACAAUAUCCUGGGAGGCAAUCAACAGGGAAGCCAGGUUGACAUCUUUACCUUCCAGGAUAUCCUUUUUAAUGUGUUCAGGUAUCAUGUGGGCCGGGCUAACUUCCUGGUCAUCCAGGGUGAUGGCUGGAGCGACUAAUGGCAAGGCUGGUGUUUGUGCCGCAGCAGCGGGUGGCCCUGCUAGAGUGAGGGCCGUGGUGACCGACUCAAGUUUCUCCUGCCUGGAGUUGACCUUGCUCAUGGACGCCAUGAGUGAGGAUAACAUGGCAUGUAUGUCUCCUGGGUUGGACUGGCUAGAUCCUUCCCCGGCAUCCAUGUUACUUGUCGAUGUGCGUAGCAGUUUGAAAAGUUCUGCUUUCCUUGCUGUAGCGGGGUAGGGGAUUUGUCCUCUCCUUAAUUCCGUGGUUAUACGCGGGAUCGUCCAAGAUCUGAUUGAUGCUGGACUAGCUAGCUCUCCUCCUUGUGUGGGAGUGACAGCUCUAGCCGGGGUGCUAGGCAGGGAGAAAUCCUCUACCCCUUCCUGAGACAUACUAUAAAUAAAACAAUUAAUUAGUAUAUGAAACCACCAAAUUGUACUGGCAGGCUAGCUAGGCCGGAUGGCGAAAGCAUUAUACUUGUUUGGUGACAGGGUGAGGCCCUGCUAAUUGCCAAGCGGCUUGAGAGGCUCUAUCUAUGCGUUGGCGCGAGGGGUUAUUGAGGCCACUCGACGUAGUGGCAGGAGUUUUAGGCCUCUCGGUGACUGUAAGACAGAAAACAGGGGAAGGGAGUGACAGGUGAGGCCCUCUCUAUGCAACAUGCGAGGCGGCUAGUUAACGUGUGGCCCGAUGGGUGUUUGCCUCUGGAACGUUUGAGGCGGGGUGUUGGCCUCGUGGGACCACUAACUGAUGGCGACUGCCAAGACGGGGUAAAUACCUAUUGGGAAUCCUGUAACCCUAUUGCCAGUACUCUAACCUAGGGGGACAAAAUGAAAUGUAUGGUAAAAUACCAUAUGAGCAGGUGUACGUACCUGGUAGGAUGACAAAUUCACAGGAAUAAACCGUGUGGAGCAAAUAUAUAUAAGCUUGAGAGUAGUAUGAUGAGUGUGGAUUGUUGAAAAGAACAGACUUAUAGCCUGUAGCAGCAAUGUUUGGAAAAAUGUUGAUACCAUGGGAAUAGAUAUGAGUGGCUCAGAAAUGUUUGCAUGCUUAAAUAAGACAUCUGAGGGAGGCCGUGGCCUAUGUACAAACAACAUAUGUGUUAUGUGAUAAUGGUGUGUAAGGGAAACUUGAAAUGUAGGUCAUAUAUAUAUAUAUAUAUUACUGUGCAGGAAACGUAUGAUUGGUUGGAUCAGUACGUGUGAUUCAACCCGAGUAUGCAUGAAAAGGAAUUAAGCCUUAUGUGUCAUAGUCAUGACAGAGAAAUUAGGCCUGUAACGUAGGCUGAGUUAAUUGAAAUUAAAUGGAUAAUUAUAAAACUCCUGGCGUGGGAGUUCAAUGAUCCGUACAGAAAUGUAGCUGUUUUGAUAGAAAGGAACUUGGAUGAGGUCAUGGCCUAUUUUACACAGCGUUAGGUAUGAUAUAUAGUAGAAUAACCAAAGGCAGGGAUACCCAAAAAUGCUUAAAGUGAUGUAAGGUGAUGUAUGUAUAUGAUAUAUUGUAUUGUAUGAUUGGUUGGAUCAGUACGUGAUUCAACCUGAGAAUUAUAUGCUUGAAAUUAACCUGUAUCCUUUGUAUGUGUCGUAGUAAUAACACAGAAAUGAGGCCUGUAACAUAGGCUGAGUCCAUUUGGAUGAAUGGAUAAGUAAUAGAGGCCCCUGAAAGCGUGGGAGUCAAAAAAUGGUCUAUACAGAUAAGUGGACUUGGUUUGUAUGGACAUAAUACAAUACUGAAAACAUUUAAAAAGUAAUAGAAAUAACCUAUUUAAACAAGCAAUUCUUAACCGAAUGUUAUAUACACACGAAAUGGUGAAUAUAAUUCACGAAAGGAUUAUGCGUAAUACAUAGAAAUAAAGCCGAAAACAAAUGUGAGGGAAACACAGAAGUUAGAACUAAUUGUUUAACCGUAUGAACUUAUGCGAACCGAAAGCGUGUUUGAGCGUAUAUGAAAAUUGCCGAACGGCAAAACAACCGAAUGGUAAUCCGUUUCAAUGUAACAUGGAAUAGUUUAUGCGAAAUGACUAUUGUACGAGUAAACUGUUCAGCCGAAUGACCGUAUGAAUGAAAAAACCCGCGAACGGCUUGAAACAUUUGUGACAUAACCAGGGAAAUACCGUAAAGCGAGGACCCGUGCUGUACCGUACGCCGUGGGAACUGGUCCUGGCGUGACAGGUAGGUCUGACUUACGGUUUAGGAGACCCUGGGACGCGAUCUACGACGAAGACCGGAGUCAGAAGAAGCUGGACGGGCGGAAAGGCCUGAACAGGAUUCCUGGACACCGCUAACGUGGUGAAAAACCUUGUGGAUACUGAACCCAAGAUGGCGUCUGAGAGAACCCGGAAGUGGAUCCUCAUUCAACGCUGACCUCGAAUGGUAAGGAGCCAGGUAAGGGGAGUGCCUUAAGUAGGCUAGGGGUAGCAAGCCAGCACCUCCCAGAAAUCCAGGCAAAUUGCCUUAAUACAUAUAUAUAUAGUGUGUGUAUGUAUAUGUGUGUAUAUAUUUAUAUAUGUAUAUAUACAGUAUCUCACAAAAGUGAGUACACCCCUCACAUUAUUUUUUAAUAUUUUAUUAUAUCUUUUCAUGUGACAACACUGAAGUAGCAAGUGUACAGCCUGUAUAACGGUGUAAAUUUGCUGUCCCCUCAAAAUAACUUUUCCAGCACUGCCUUAACCCUCAUGGGCAUGGAGUUCACCAGAGCUUCAUAGGUUGCUACUGGAGUCCUCUUCCACUCCUCCAUGACGGCAUCACGGAGCUGGUGGAUUUUGGAGACCUUGCGCUCCCCCACCUUUCAUUUGAGGAUGCCCCACAGAUGCUCAAUUUAGGUCUGGAGACAUGCUUGGCCAGUCCAUCACCUUUACCUUCAGCUUCUUUAGCAAGGCAGUGGUCGUCUUGGAGGUGUGUUUAUCAUGUUGGAAUACUGCCCUGCAGGCCCAGUCUCUGAAGGAAGGGGAUAAUGCUCUGCUUCAGUAUGUCACAGUACAUGUUGGCAUUCAUGGUUCCCUCAAUGAACUGUUGCUCCCGAGUGCCAACAGCACUCAUGCAGGCCCAGACCAUGAAACUCCCACCAUCAUGCUUGACUGUAGGGAAGACACACUUAUCUUUGUACUCCUCACCUGGUUGCUGCCACACGCGCUUGACACUACUGAACCAAAUAAGUUUAUUUUGGUCUCAUCGGACCACAGGGCAUGGUUCCAGUAAUCCAUGUCUUCAGCAAACUGUUUGAGGACUUUCUUGUGCAUCAUCUUUAGAAGAGGCUUCCUUCUGUGACGCCAUGCAGACCAAGUUGAUGCAGUGUGAGCACUGACAGGCUGGCCCCCAACCCCUUCAACCUCUGCUGCAAUGCUGGCAGCACUCAUACGUCUAUUCCCCAAAGUCAACCUAUGGAUAUGACGCUGAGCACGUGCACUCCAGCUUCUUUGGUCGAACAUAGCAAGGCCUGUUCUGACUGGAACCUGUCCUGUGAAAGCGCUGUAUGGUCUUGCCCACCGUGCUGCAGCUUGGUUUCAGGGUCUAGGCAAUCUUCUUAUAGCCUAGGCCAUCUUUAUGUAGAGCAACAAUUUUUUUUUUUCAGAUCCUCAGAGAGUUUGCCGUGUGGUCCCAUUUUGAACUUCCAGUGACCAGUAUGAGAGAGUGUGAGAAAGAGAACACAAAUUUAACACACCUGCUCUCCAUUCACACCUGAGACCUUGUAACACUAUCGAGUCACAUGACACCAGGGAGGGAAAAUUGUUAAUUGGGCCCAAUUUGGACAUUUCCACUUAGGGGUGUACUCCCUUUUGUUGCCAACGGUUUAGACAUUAAUGGCUGUGUGUUGAGUUAUUUUGAGGGGACAGCAAAUUUACACUGUUAUACGGGCUGUACACUUACUACUUUACAUUGUAGCAGAGUAUCAUUUCUUCAGUGUUGUCACAUGAAAAGAUAUAAUAAAAUAUUUACAAAAAACUUGUGUGAGAUACUGUAUAUACAUAUGUAUAUUUCUAUUUCUCUCUCUCUCUCCCCCUCUCUAUAUCUAUAUAUAUCUAUAUCUAUAUAUCUCAAAAAGAACCGCAUUCCCAUGACUUGUAUUAGAUGAAUAAAACCUAGCUUUUAUUUAUUCCAUUAAAGGGGUCAUAAAAGAGAUCAAUGUUUCAGCUCCAGCAUGGAGAUUUCAUCAGGACAAACUUAUGAACAUAUUGGCAUAAUGAAACCGUAAAUAACAAGGUUUAUUAAGGAAAAUAAAGAUGUAAUUUUAAAAAAUCAACAUGGCGACACCGUCUUAAUCACGUGAUCGCCGCUGAUGCGAUUGUGGCAUACUUAAGAAUUAAUAAAAGCCCAAAAUCGGGAGUGGUUAGUACUUGAGAGCGGGACUAGGGAAAGGAAAAAGGAGCCAAAUCGAGGGUUUUAGGGAGGGAUAUAGAUAAAACAUUUUGUAAGCAAAAUGCUCCAGAACUGCUGAACACUGUUGGAGAAAGUCUCACUGUGCGUCUGACUUUCUCCACUAUAAAUUUAAUCUUGAGCUCAUACAGCUUGCCUCUUUCCUCUGCAAAAGUAAAUUACUUCAGUACCCUCAUAACCACACUCUCCCGCGAAGCCAAACGACUAUUUCACACAUUUAACUCUCUUCUUCACCCUAUUGUUCCUCCUCCACUUACUAACGUGAAAGCCUCAGACUUUGCAACUCACUUCACUGGCAAGAUCUCUACAAUCAGGGAAGAGAUCUCUCAUCUUUCUUCUACCCCUUACAAUACUUCCCCUAACCACUCCCUCUGCUGUUCUAUGUUCAUUUGCACCCGCAACAAUGGAAGAGGUUUCUGCUCUGCUCCAGUCCUCCGCCCCACCACCCGCUCCCUAGAUCCAAUUCCCUCGCAUCUCAUCUGUACUCGGUCUUCUCUUUCACCAACUCUCACUAAAAUUCUCAAUCUCUCUCUCCUCUGGCAUAUUUCCAUCGCCCUUCAAACAUGCAACUAUAACCCCAAUUCUAAAGAAGCCCAACCUUGACCCCAACUCCCCAUCCAACUACCGUCCUAUCUCGCUACUGCCUUUUGCAUCCAAAAUCCUUGAAAGAGUUGUGUAUGCGAGAUUGACAGAAUUCCUCAAGUCCAACUCUCUGCUAGACCUGCUUCAGUCUGGUUUCCGCGCUAAGCACUCUGUGAAAAAGCACUGACCAAAGUAUACAGUGAUCUAUUCGCUGCAAUAUCUCGUGGUCACUACUCUAUCCUAAUUCUCCUUUACCUGUCUGCAGCUUUUGACACUGUUGAUCAGCAUUAGCUUCUACUCAUCCUCCGCAAUAUCGGCCUACAAGAUAUUGCUCUCUCCUGGUGUUUCUCCUACCUCUCCCAGCGCUCUUUCAGUGUUUAUUUCUCUGGCUCUGCUUCUUCUUCCCAACUCUUCUCUGUUGGAGUGCCAACAGAUACGGGCUCCCUCGGUAAACUCAUUAGCUCCUUUAGCUUCCAAUAUCAUUUAUAUGUGGAUGACACACAAAUCUACCUGUCCUUUCCUGAUCACUCCCUGUCACUAUUGACCAGUGUCUCUGACUGCCUCUAUUUCUAACUGGAUGGCUGCCCACUUCCUUAAACUCAAUUUGACCAAAACUGAAAUUCUGGUCUUUCCUUCCUCAAGUGUUGUUACUCUGUUUCCCUCUAAGUCAACGGUGCUACCAUCAGCUCCAUCACGCAGACUCGCUGCCUAGGUGUUCUUUGACUCCGACCUCUCCUUCACGCCUCAUGUUCAGUCUAUUGCCAAAUCCUGUCGUUUCCAUCUCAAAAACAUUACGCACGUCCGACCCUACUUAACGCCAUAUGUGACUAAGGUGCUGGUCCAUUCCACUGUCCUUUCUCGCCUUGACUACUGUAAUCCGCUUCUCAGUGGUCUUACGUGUUCCCAACUUGCACCAUUACAGUCCAUAAUGAAUUCGGCGGCGUGGCUCAUCUUCCUGUCCGCCCGCACCUCCCACGCCUCACCCUUCUGUCAGUCCCUACAUUGGCUUCCUGUAAGAUAUAAGGCUUAAUUUAAAAUUGUGGUUCUUGCUUUCAAAUCUCUAUAUAAUGAUGCUCCCACCUAUCUAUCCUCCGUAAUACACAAGUAUGUCCCGUCUAGACCCUUACGCUCUGCUGAAUACUUACGUCUAUCUUCUGUCUGUACUCCCACCUCUGAUGCUCGCCUUCAAGACUUCUCGAGGGCUGCACCAUUCCUGUGGAACUCACUUCCCUCCUCCGUAAGAUGCUCACCCAGUCUCCACUCCUUCAAAAAAUCAUUAAAAACCCACUUCUUCAUAAAAGCAUUUUAAUUAAACUGUUAAAAGCUCCCGACUGAUUCCUCUGUUGCAAAUGUUAUUAGUCUAAUACUAUCCUUACCUUUUGUGUCACUUUACCCCACUCCCUCUAGCAUGUAAGCACAUUGAGUAGUGCUUUCAACCCCUCUGUUCCUGUGUAUCCAACUUGUCUGGUUACAACUACAUGUCUGUUCUUCCACCCAUUGUAAAGCUCUGUGGAAUUUGUUGGCGCUAUAUAAAUAACAUAACAUAAUAAUAAUUUGGACCCCCCAAAAAAGGCAUCGAUGCCAGGUUCCAAUUAUUAAAGUAUUAAAAAUCGGUAUAUUUAAAAUAUUAGGGACAAGGGUUUGGGGGAAACUAAUUGAGAUAAAAUGCAUGGAAUAAAACAACGCAACUAAAAGUGACUUAUAUGCUUGAUAAUUAUAAAUACAUAUGCUCAGAAUAAAACAGGAAAAAAUUUAAUUUGCUCAAUAAUAAAAACAAAAAUUAAAAAGGUCAAAAUCAAUAUUAAGAACAUAUGGAGUUACAGUGUUUAAAUGAACAACCUAUUUCAUUUCUUGUAUACCCAGUUUUUUAAUUUAGUUGCCACCUCGCCAGAGAGGGGUGACUUUCUCUACAGCAAAAUUUUUUAGAAAGCUGGGAUCCUUAUUAUGAAUUAAAAGGUGUUUAGACAUUCAAUAGUUGGUAAACCCCUUUAAAAUAUUUUUCUAAUGUUUGGCUAUUCUAGUGUUUUUAGUUUUCUAUGUAUUGCAGGCCACAAGACAUUCCAAGACAUAUGAAUUUUUUUUUUAUUUUUUUUUAUUCUUUAUUUUUCAUGCAUAGAUAUAGAUAACAUUUAGUCUAUUAAUGCCACAACAGCGAUUACCAUAGUUUUCAGACACAUAAAAUUACAGUUGCAUGGCAUGAGAUACUGUGCACAUUUUUUUAAGGUUAAAGACGAGUAACAUUAGCGUAUGGUAGGUUAAACAGCGUAUUUUUGAAGAGAAGAACAAAACACAAAAAAAAACCCCAAAAAACAUGGAAGUAUCUGGCUGUGUAACAUCAGCAGAUUGUUUUGAACUUGCUAAGCUAGGAAGUCUUGUGGUUAGUUUUGUUACGUUUAAAAAUUGUUAAAUAUAUGGCAUUGCAUUUCUGAGAAGGUCUAACAUGUAUACUUAUGCAGAAUUCUAACUGCGUAAAUUCUUGUUUUAGUUGAGAGUAUUUUAAAUACUUUAAAGUGAGGCAGGUUAAACAGUACAUUUUGUUGUGAAAACAUGAAAAUAUCUGGCUUUAUAACAUCAAUUGAUUAUUUUAAUCUUGCUUAGCGAAACAGGCUUAUGAUUAAUUCAAAUGUGUUGAAGGUUAUGUCAAAUACAUGGCAUUGCGAUUCUGAGAGGGUCAAUCUGUUAUACCUAUGCCAUAAUUAUAACUGCAUAUAUUCUUUCUGUUGUUAAGAGUCAAGAUAUGCCUGGCAGGUAAAAAAACGAAGAAAAAAGAAAAAUCUUUAAACAUACUGCCUAAGGUCACCCACGUUGUGUGUCAUACGUGGCUAUCGGUAGAGUAUUGCAGUAGGCUUACAGGCUAUAUAAUUACUACAUGCAAAUUGUUGAUUUGGGUGCUAAUAUACACAUGUUUGAGUACUCUGGUCUUGGAAGCCUCAAUGGGUACAAGAGAGGGUGACCAGAGGCAGGCUGGCCAAACAAACACACAUUGGUACAAAUAUGAUUAGACAUGUUCAGGCUAUAUAUUUAUGUGAGGUCUAAUGCUUGUUGCCCUUAAAAGCGGUCUAAACAUAAGAGCAAGUUGAGCAUUUCUGGUGGGUCUCGGGAUUAAAAGCAGAAAAGAAAUAAACUAAAAAUAAAGAUAAAAUAAUCCUUUUUCUUCUUUUUUCUUCGUUUUCCUUUCCCCUUUUCUAAGUAAUUGUAAAAGUAAAAAUAGUCUCCGUAUUUCCGGCCUGAGUCUGUCCACCUAGCACAGUUGGGGCAGGAACACAGGGUUGCCCGGGAGCGGGGGGAUCUUCGUUGGUAUUAGGGGGCUUUGGUCUGUGUUAUCAGGUCUCCGGUGUCCUGUCCGGCUGUGCCAGUCCUGGUUCGAGGUAGCUCGGCAGCUGUCAGAGUGUCAGUGGGUCGCAGGUUGUGUACUGUGUCCUUACCGAAGCCAGGCGGCGGAUCCAAGACUCUGACAGGUGAGUAUCUCUGUGCCUCUAUGUCGUGAUUGCUGAAUAUGUGUCCGGCGUAGAGUUUUGGGGGAUGAACGGGGCGAUCCGAUCUGGGUCCCAGGUAUGGGUGCGGUUAGGGGAGCUGUUGUUAUCCUUGUUGGCCAGUCUUGCCGUGGACAGCAAUUCUUGAGGUAGGUCCAGGAGCCGGAGGAAGGCCAGGGCGUCCCGAAUGUCCUGAAUGUUAUGCAAGUUCAAUCCUCGCUGGACUGUCAAUGCUCUGGGGGACCGCCAGCGGUAAUCAAUCUUGCGGGCACGAAGAAUUAAGGUGAGUGGCCGUAGCGACCUACGCCAGGCCAGGGUGCCGCUGGACAGGUCUGUGUAGAGUGAGAGGUCCAUGUUUUCGAAGCGGAAGGGGGUCCUGCCUCGGAGGGCCGACAGGAUCGCCACCUUAUGUCCGCUAUUGCGGAGGGUCAGGAUGACAUCUCUCGUGGCCGUGGUUGGUGCGUUUGUUGGUUUAGGGACUCUGAAGACCCUUUCUGGGGUGAGUGUUGAUUUCUGUCUUCAUGGCAGUAUUUCUAGUAACAUCCGCUCCAUUAGUUUAGGCAGUUCGGCCUCUAAUGUCCUCACGGACUCCCAUGAUUUUAAUGUUGGAAGCCCGCAUGGCGUCCUCGAGCGCCGCGAGGCGAUGUUCAUAUUGCUGGGUCUGCUGUUCCAGGGCUUGUAUGAUGUGUUGUACUGCAGCGACCUCCUGGGCCUGGGAUUGUGAGGAGCCCUCCAGUUUGGAGAUGCAACCUGUCAGGCCUUUCAAGUCUGCGCGGAGCGCUGUGACAUCCUCAUGGAAGCUGCAUUUCAGGUCCGCCAGUAAUGCCUUCAGGACCGAUUUGAUGAUCGGCUCUGUGUCUGACCCUUUGCCGCCUUGUUGUGCCUUUUGUGUUGGGUUAGGAGGCUGUGAGAGUCCCCCCUCUUCCUCAUCGGAUAUGUCCUCUGAGAAAUCCGAGCACCCACUGUGCUGAGCCGUCAUGUUUGUUUCGGAGGCUCCACUUGCUUGCAUCCACAUCUCCCCUAUUGUAAGUCCCGAGGUGGACUUGUGUGGUAUCGUUUUCUUCCCCAUUAGGUCUUGGGUUGUUUGCCUGUCAAUUGGGAUGUUAAGGGGGGGGUGGUUUCAUGCGUUUUUCUCACUUUAAGGCUCGGAGCUCCCUUAGCUUGCGUCCGUUCGCUUCAGUGUUCAAGCUCCAUCAUUUGGAUUCCACCGAAGUGAAGAAAACCAUAUACAUAGCAUAAUACUGUUUUUUUACAUAAAUAAACAGAAAUUAAUAUAGUUGGUUCACUCACACUUUGCAGAGCCACAUAUAGUAGGCUUUGACUAUUCAGGUUCUUAAGAGAAUCCCUUUCUUAAUGUCUCCACUCCACCACUCUUCAGGAUAUAGCCACUGGUGCCAGGAUACAAUCUGAUACAGCAGGUAAAAUAACGCCAAAGAGAUGGGGAUAUGUGGUAAAAUCUAAUGACCUAAGAAAUAAAAACAAUGAUAAAAAGAGCAUAAAGUGAAAAAUAAUUAAUAGCAGCACUGACGCGUUUUGACUCAUAUAGUCUUUCUCAAAGUGCAUAAAUCAUCUGUCCGACUUCCUUGUUUAUAUACCAUUCGGGUAUUCAAAUUUGGCGCCUUUUUCCUCAUUUCGUUAUCGUCCUCACUUUCCUGUUUCCGCCGGAUGGAUUCCCUUAUCUCCGCCCACAUUUGCGUCAAGUUGCGUCUGACGUCAGACGCAUUCUUCCGAUACCUGAAGUAGUAUAAGAGGUGCCACGAAGUCAGGAUCGCCAUAUUUAAAAGUCCCGGACUCAGUGUAACAUUUAAAAAACAUCCUGGCAUCCUAAUUUACAAUUAGUUAGACUUUGUUUACAAUAACAUGUACAUAUAUACUUUCCAAUUGUAGAUCUUAACAUAUUACUAACCAAAUAACCAAAUUCAACAAUCUCAUUAUCUUCUAUAUUGUCCAACAUAUAUUUAAUAACAGAUAUAUGGCAAGUGCAAUAUAAAAAUAUUAAUUCUGACAAAUGAAGGGGGAGAAUAAAUCUGAAAAAGAGGGGGGAGACCGUUAAUAUAAUAUGUUCAUAUAUAUGUUCAGCCCAAAGAUAAACUCUAUUUGAAUAAAAAAUACUUAUUUUUAGAAGACUUUCAUUAGAUUAAUAAACUCAUCUCAAAUUCCAUAUUAAGUCCAUUGGGAGAUAGUGUAUCCAAAUUAAAUAUCCAACCCAUUUCACACUUGCUCAGGGUUGAAUUAAUAUCUCCCCCUCUCCAAUGUCUAGUUACAGUCUGAAUCCCAUACAAUUUCAUUCCACCAGGGUCCCUGUUAUGUUGUUCUAAAAAGUGUAAAGAAACACUAUGGUUUUUAAAACCUCUUUUAAUGUUGUGUAUAUGCUCUCGCACCCUCGUGGCCACACAUCUACAUGUUGUUUUGCCCACAAAUUGUAAGCCACAAGGACACUUGAGCACAUACACAACAUUUUUGGUCUUACACGUGAUAAAUUUACCUAUUUUAUAUUCUUUUGAAUUAGUAUUAGACUGAAAAGACAGGAUCUUUUUUUUCUUUUAUUUGUACUGUUCUGCAUCCCAUGCAAUUCCCACAAUAAUUAAAACCUUUAAAUAAACUUUUUUGACUAGUUAUACAAUUCUUGUCCGUUUUUUCAAUAAAACUGGAUGUUAAAAUUUGUUUAAAGUUUUGGGCUCCUCUAAAUAUAAUUUUAGGUUUAUAUCCUACAUAAGGUGCAAUGUCUUCAUCCUGCUUUAAUAAGUGCCAAUUUUUAUUAAAAACACAUCACAGUUGGGAAUGAUUCUUAUUAAAGUUAAAAAUUAAUGGAAUUGUAUCCUUAUCCUUAUCUUUAUCUUCUUUCUUUUGUUGCUCUUCUAAUAAAUCUUUUCUAUUUAAUUCUCCAAUUUCCUGAAGAGUCCUGUUUAGGGCUUCCUCCUCAUUUUCCAAAAAUAGUUUUUUGAGUGAAGCAGCUUGGAGGCUGUAUUUAUCUUUUUCUGAACAGUUCCUUCUAAGUCUUAGGAACUGUCCCAUUGGAAUGUUAUCCAACCAGGGACGAAAGUGACAACUUUCCUUCUCAAUAAAACUAUUUACAUCAACUUGUUUGAAAAAUGUACAUGUCUCAAUCCUAUUGUCUUUAAUAUAAAUAUUGAGGUCUAAAAAAUCUAUUUUUUCGCUAAUAACGUUUUGGGUAAGUUUAAUAUUCCACUGGUUGGCAUUAAGAUAAGUUAAAAAAUCUAAAACGGAUGCUUCAUUCCCUUUCCAAAUAAAAAAAGAUAUCAUCGAUAUAUCUUCUAUAUAGGACCAGGCUCGCUACCCAGUCAUGCUGGGAGAAAAUGUGAUUUUCCUCCCAGUGGGCCAUAAAUAAAUUUGCAUAACUGGGAGCGAACCUGGUACCUAUAGGUGUGCCUCUACAUUGCAGAUAAAAAUCCCCCUCAAACCAAAAAAAAAUAUUAUUUAAAAUUAGUUGAAUAGAUUCCAAGAUAAAAUCAAUUUGGUCCUUAUGAUAUAUUUCGGAGGUCUGUAGGAAAAGUUUUAAAAAAUAUGAAAUGGGAAGAGAACUUUUUAUUGGUUACGUGUGACGUAACUAGUCAUUAUACAUGCAUCCAACACGAAAGAGGUUGUGAGGCAGUGAGACAUUUCCUACAGACCUCCGAAAUAUAUCAUAAGGACCAAGUUGAUUUUAUCUUGGAAUCUAUUCAACUAAUUUUAAAUAAUAUAAUUUUUUCUUUUGAGGGGGAUUUGUAUCUGCAAUGUAGAGGCACACCUAUGGGGACCAGGUUCGCCCCCAGUUAUGCAAAUUUAUUUAUGGCCCACUGGGAGGAAAAGCACAUUUUCUCCCAGCAUGACUAGGUAGUGAGGCUGGUCCUAUAUAGAAGAUAUAUCGAUGAUAUCUUUUUUUAUUUGGAAAGGGAGUGAAGCAUCAGUUUUAGAUUUUUUAAUUUAUCUUAAUGCCAACCAGUGGAAUAUUAAACUUACCCAAAAAAUUAGUAGCGAGAAAAUAGAUUUUUUUAGACCUCAAUAUUUAUAUUAAAGACAAUAGGAUUGAGACAUGUACAUUUUUCAAACAAGUUGAUGGUAAAUAGUUUUAUUGAGAAGGAAAGUUGUCACUUUCGUCCCUGGUUGGAUAGCAUUCCAAUGGGACAGUUCCUAAGAAAAAGAUAAAUACAACCUCCAAGCUGCUUCACUCAAAAAACUAUUUUUGGAAAAGGGCUAUGAGGAGGGAGCCCUAAACAGGACUAUUCAGGAAAUUGGAGAAUUAAAUAGAGAACAUUUAUCAGAAUAUCAACAAAAGAAAGAAAGAAGAUAAGGAUAAGGAUACAAUUCCAUUAAUUUUUAACUUUAAUAAGAAUCAUUCCCAACUGAGACGUGUUUUUAAUAAAAAUUGGCACUUAUUAAAGCAGUUUUAAUAAAAUAGCUCAAAGAUUUAUAUAUUUGCUACUGCACAAGUUCAUUUCUAUCAAGUAUAAUAUAUUUAAGCUGAGUGGUUAUUGUUUUAUAUUUUUAUUAUUUUUAUUUUUUUUAGAGUUGAUUCUGCGUCUCACUCGAAGAUCGCACUACUCAAAUCAUACCAGGAAAUUAACAUAGUUGAAAUUCUGCCCUAUCACCAGUGUGACUCAAGGUCAAAGGCCCAGACAGAUGAUCAUACAUGUGUGGUAAACCUCCAGAGUCAGCAUAUCCUGUCAAGGCUGGCAGUGUAUUUGACAGGUAAUGUUACUGAUUAUCUUUGUGUUACACAGUAAUCUUCUCUAAUCAUGUAAUUUAAUAUAUUCUGGCAGUGUUUUUCAAUAAUUAAAGGAACACUAGAGCAUCCCGUAUCUGUCAGUAUGACCGAGGAAAGUUAAACCUGCAAAAUAAAUAUUGCCAUAACUACAGAAAAGCAAUGUUUUCAUUGCAGGGUUAAAAUAGAGGGGUGGGGGAGGGGAGAGGGCAGCAGACAACUUCAUCUCAAUGAAAUGCUCUGGGUACUUGGAGCAGGUGUUCCCCUAGUCCUCCUGACUGGAAGAGAACCCAAUCAUAAGCUUCUGGGGUUCUUGAAAGAGAUUGUACCUCUAGAUCUUCCUCCUCUGUAUCCAAAUUGACUACUUCUCCAAGCUUGGGAUCUCCCGUAUUCUCUUCCAGGUCUGUAUGAUCUUUUGUCUUGAUAGGAAAAACCUUCUGAAGAUCUUUUGUUGUGGAAGGGGAGCUUGGUUCUCCUAUCCUGGGUUAAGAAUGAUUUUCUGCCCUCUGCUGCUACAUUUGUCCAGGUUCUUUCCAAAUAUAUCUCCAUGGACAGAGGGGCAGGGCAGAGCGCACAAGCUAUUCUUAGAGGAGGAAUCUGCAGACCAUGAUCUAAGGACAGAUAAAUCUGAGUUUCUAGAUAAGGUUCUAACUAUAUCCACAGCUGCUUCAGAAGAAAAAUCCAAUGCCAGCUUAAUGUCCUUAAGGCUGUUUAUCAUAGAAGAUCUGUUUUUGCCAUCUCUUCCUCUAGAUUAUCCAUCCAUAGCUUUAAUGCUCGUGUUACCGAUGUAAGUGCUACUGCAGGGUGAAGUCCUGUACCUGCUGUUAAGCUCUUGACCGAUUAGCAUCCAUCUUUCUGUCCAUAGGAUCUUUAAAGGAACCUGCAUUGUCUACAGAAAGAGUACUGCGCUUAGCCUGCCUUUCAACUGCAGCAUCUACUUUGAGAGCAGAAUACCAUGUCUCAGAGACCUUACGGCAUAUAGGACAGAUCCCCAUUGAGAAUUUAUUUUCAAAAUUGAACCGUGCAUCUGUAUUUAAGUCUUUUAUGGUGUCAUGAACUGGAAAUGAAGCCCUCUUCUUUCUGAGGCCUAAGAAGAAGCGGCUGGAAGUAGACGGUUCCUCCUUAUUAGCUUCUUUUAAGCUCAAAUCCUUGCGGACCCUAGAAAUUAGAUAAUCCACUUUAGCUGGUUCAAUAAACUCCAGGACAGGUUGUACUUCCUACUCUGAAGAAGAAGCCAUGUCUCUGUAAGAUUCGAUAUCUUAAUCCCUUGUGAGACACCCUGCCCAAUGAAUUGCAUAAUAUCCGGAGAUGGCCUCACAUUGGGUCCUUUUUGUCGACUUAACUUUGGACGAUUCUGAUGCUCUUUUCCCCAUAGAACUGCCAUGAUAGGGGAGCAAUUAGUAUGCACUCUUUUAUUUAGGAGACCGUAUUCAAAGCGCCACUGCACAGCACUCAUGCAUAAGAGAAAAAUGGCAGCCGUCCACUCUGCUCUAAACUCUGGGAGGCCGCUGAAUCUGCAGUUCUUCUUAGAAGCUCCAAGGCACCAGUUUUAUGGGAAAUUUGUAGCCACAAUAGUCUCUUGUAUUGUUACUUUCCUGGCUUUGAAUGAGUUUAUAUAGAAGGUUUUUUUUGAGUAAACGCCAUAGAUUACAGGAGCCGUGCUGACAUGUGGCCAGCUAGCAUGGCGGUCCGGCUCCACCCCACCCCCCUAUCAUACCCCAUUUUGAAUACACUGGGUUGUCUGUUUCUUCAAAUGGUAUGCCAUGAUGGGGGUAAUUCUCAAUGGCACCAUAACCAAUCUGGCAAUGAGCAAAAGCGGAAAUGGGCAAGUCUUAUUUUUGACCCUCUAACUGUCCAAAACACCUGGAAAAUUAAAACCUGGACAUUGGGGGUACAGUUGUAUUUGCGAGACAUUACUGAACACAAAUAUGAGUAUUUUAGAAAAACUAAAACUAUAAUGAAAAGGGCAGUUUAUUUGUGAGACAUGCAAAAAAUAUUAAUGCCAUUGUUUGUGACUAAGUGGCUACUAAGAAAGAGUGGAGUCUACUUUUCCAAAUGGUAUGCCAUGAUGGGGGUAAUUUCCAUUCCUGGUCUGCCAUAUGGUCUGAAAUGCAACAUAGACAAUCUGGCAAAAUCCAAAGUGUAAAAACUGUAAAAUCCCAUAAAACCUGUACAUGGGAGUACACCAUUGUACUCAUGAGACAUUGCUGAACACAAACUGCUAAAAGCUAGCAGUAUUAUGACAGUCUCUGUUAAAAUGCCACACAGAACUAAGACAAUUUCUUAAUUUCUCACUCAAUAAAAACUAGUUUUUAUUCCGAUGAAAUUAUGUUUCGGAUAUAAAUAUUUGAUGUGAAAUGAAAGCCAUAUUUCUACUGAACAAAAUGAUGGAAGUGUGGGUGCACUUAAUAUGAUAGAGGUGAAUUAUGGAUGAACAGACAUAGUCAAAUUCUAGGGUUUGCCUUGAUUUUGUUUUGAUCAGAAUGUGUACACUUGCUUCCGUUUUAUGGGUUUACAAAAAACCAAAAAAACAAACCCAAUAACUAUUAGGUUAUACUAAAUUCUAAAUCUAAAUGCAGUAUUUCAGAACUCCUAACCACAAAUGAUUUGGAAGUUCUGGAAUAUUUUCUACUUAUCUCAUGACAUCUUGCUUUGGGUUUAGUAAAGUUAAUUGGUAUGUUACAGUGUAUUUUUCUAUGUGCCUCAUUUUACUCCUGGAGAUAAGCUGCAGGGUGUUUUCCUUUUUUUCUUUUUUUUUUUUUUUUAAAGGAAAAAAUGUGAUCAUGUAAUUUUAAUAGAAGAACAAAAACCUAGAGCAAAUAGUUUCUGUGAAGCCCAUCCCAUGUUUCCCAUUGCUUGUAUAGUAAUAUCUUUGGUCUUUCUGUUCAGACAAACCGAGCUCUGUGGCAGAGGAGUUGGAGCAUAAAGGAAUUCUUGUGUUUGAUGUGGACACGUUCAUCAGAAAAAUCCAGGAACUGGAUUUACAAGUUCGUGUUUCAUCUUGGUGAGUAACUUUGAAGUCAAUGUCUCUAGGUGCUGGCUAACUUUUUUUCAUAUAUCUAAUGAUAAAGUGCUGGACUUUAAUUCUGCUAAUUGGGAAUACUGCUAUUUCUGGGAAGAGAUCAGGAAUGGUGAGCUGUCAGUUGGCAUACAUUAUACAUAUGCUGAUGCCCAUGCAGGUUUUGAUGUCACUGAGCAGUGUGUGCGGUGAAAAUAAACUGAAACCUAUUGAUCAGUAAUGAUACAUGUCCAUUUUUAAUGUUGACUGGCCACAAAACAUUAAAAUUAAAUGUUGGAGUGUUUUUAAUGGACAAAAAUAUAAACCAUGUUUGAUUUAGAUGAUUAAAAUGUUUAAGCACAUACAGAUAUUAAGUCUACAUUAAUUGCAACAGUGAGAAGCUGUCACAUUAACGUGAGAAUUUUAACAGUGUUGUAACAAGAUAAUGAAUGCUUGCUGUUUGCAUCAUUGUAUGGCACCACUGACAUUUGUGUCUGUAUUGAUGCACACACUCCCUCUCCUAUAUAUUUCCACUAACAGUACAUUUUAUUGACCUUGUGUACCUCUGUAACCCUUGAUCUUGGCUUGUCUAAUCGACCAGUAUACCUCUGUUUCACUGAGUGUAAUCAUUAUCAUUUAAUGCUGAUUUUAAUACUUUAUGAAAUAAAAGUAUGUACAGUUGCAAUCAAAAUUUACAGACUUUCAGGUCGGAGCUUGACUGCCAUGCAGCUCAGACGUGUUCAGCAAGAGCUCCCACCUCAGGCUUCAGUUAUUGUGGACUAUUCCCGGUCCACUCACCCUAAUUAACUGCAGCCUGCAUCUUUCCUGUUCACAGAAUGACGCUGUACCUGGGGACACCAGUCACGACGAUCUCCUCCGCUGAACUCCCCAACUCGAGGCUUGCGGCCUAUGCUUGUUGGAAACUAUGCAAUGUAAAUGGAGAUAAUAAUAACCAAGGGGAGACGGACACUCACCCGGUUCACAGGCUAAAGGUGUGGUCCCCACAUAGUGCUACCUCACACCAGACCAUCGGGGGUUAUCCCGGUCCCCACUGAGUGCUACCUCACCCCAGACCAUCGGGGGUUAUCCCGGUCCCCACUGACCCACUCUGCAUACCCUGACCAGCUGCAGGCAGCUAUAAUGGCGCAGGCACCAACCACAGCAACAACCUGUAAGAUGGCGGUCACGCUUGCCGAGCAGAAGCCCACGUGGUCGGCACCAGCCCGGGAGAGCGCAAUGGAUACUCUAACAUAGCACAUCGACACAACUUUCAAUUGUUUCUGUGCAAAAUAGGAGGCUUAUGUUAUGGAGGAGAAAGCUCGGGGCUGGAGUGAUAAGCGGAGAGGAGAUGAGCAGGGAGUAGGCAGGCCCUCUCUGGGCAAAACUACUAUGCGACAGCUUGUACCUGCAUACACUGGCCCAUCUGUCCUGAGAGCCCUAAGGGAGGUACUCCCUCGGCAUCGUCCACAGAGGCUGAAGCCCCAACGCUGCAGGUAGUGAAGAAACACCCGGAGCUUCUGCUAUCCCCAUUCUGGGAAGGAUUUGGACUCUAACAUGAGCUCCUGAGUCCAUGGAUCGGAGAUGCGUGCUCUCAUCAGGGCCUGGGUCAGGAGGGAAGCUGAUCUCUGCACCUGGCUGACACCCCUCCACAGCUGUUUCUACAGGCUCCCGAGUACUGGUGUUGGCUGAGUCUGGACUCACUUUGCAGGACUGGUCCCCAGCUACGCUCGGCUGUUAUCUACUGGGCCUAUGCCACCAUCCCACGUUCCUAUGCCAUUAAUUCUCUAUCCUUACACUAUUUUAACGUUGAGUUCUUAUUAUUAUUUUUCUUUAUAUGUAUAAAAGGUGCAGUGCAGCUGUGGCAUAGAGGAUCUACACAGGGCUCACUUUAACCCCUUAAGGACACAUGACAUGUCCUGAUUCCCUUUUAUUCCAGAAGUUUGGUCCUUAAGGGGUUAAGUGGUAGCCUCGGUAGCGUGCGGGGGUAUGGGGACUAUAUAUUUUGUUAGUAUUACAGUUACUCCUGAAAUGCACAGUUUAGCACAGUUACUAGUUUAUCUUGUCUUGUGCCUACAUGCCUAACUAGUCAUACAUAUCUGCAGCUCUGAUCUACAUUUGACUUGUUUACCUAGGACAGUAUGGAUUGGCCUGCUUUAUAUCCAAUAGCUAGACCAAUCGGAAAAGCCAGCUACGUUAGCUCAAUUUACUUCACAACACUGUGCACUCAGAAGUGUUUACCUAGCCUGAUAUCUGUUACAUUAUAAAAUUGUGCGGUACCACCAAAAUGCCAUAUAACGCAACAUUCUUGAAUGUAUAUGACAUUAUGCAAAGUGUUAUCUGAUGUUCUUGUACAUGCUAUCGUGGCAUUGCAAGACUUUGUUCUCUUGUGCAGAACAAAAAUAAAGAGAGAGAUAAUCUGUCCGAUGGCCAAAGUUGCAGUUAAAAAAUAACUUUUAAUACAAUUGUUAAACAGCUAGUAAGACUAAAAAUAGCUCAAGUGAAUAACCUAAAGUGAAGUGAACCCCAAUGAUUGGGAGUUGGGGGGCAGUUAGUAUACAAAGAGUAAAGGUGGUGAAAUAUAUACACAAGGAUUAUCGGCUAAUAAUUGUCAAGAGUGGGCAAUAAAAAAAACUAGGAUGUUCUUUCCACAGAAGUAAGAGCUAGUAGCUGAUAAAGAUACCAAUUACUAUGUUGCAAAAGCUUCCCUGAUUUAGUCUCAUUGGGACAAAGUAUCGAAGUUACCUAGCUAUUAAGGCUUAUUUUCUCUCUGGGUUUUAUUGGCAUAUCUUUCUACUAUUAUCAUCUUUAGUUAUUAUUAUUGUUUUUUCUUGCAAAUAUCAUUGUUAGUGGUUCUCCCCCCACCUUUUGGGCUAAUGUAUCUUACUUAAUUACUGUAUAUACUUUCAGUAACCUUGCUACAGUAAUACAUAAUUCUGACACCUUCAGGUUUUUUAUACCUGACCUGGUAACUUCGAUACUUUGUCCCAAUGAGACUAAAUCAGGGAAGCUUUUUCAACAUAGUAAUUGGUAUCUUUAUCAGCUAAUAGCUCUAAACUCCCUCCCCCCCCCACCCCCCCAAUCUCCCCAUUAUUGGGGUUCACUUCACUUUAGGUUAUUCACUUGAGCUAGUUUUAUUCUUACUAGCUUUUUUAACAAUUCUAUUAAAAGUAAUUUUUUAAAUGCAACUUUGGCCAUCGGACAGAUUAUCUCUCUCUUGUUCUGAAUUUAGCUUUAAGGGUUACCCCCUACAUUAUCUGUCCUUCUGAUACCCCAUAUGCUUCUACCUUCUUCAACUAACAAAAAUAAAGAUUUACCAAAAAUUCUUUUUUACAGACUUUGAGCUCUUUGCAAUGAACAAAUCAAACAAAAGCAUUUGAAAUUGCUUAAUACAUUGAAUGUUACAAGAGGUUUACACAAAUUCAACUGAAAAUGCAACGUAUCAUGACUUCUCUAGUCUCAAAAUUAUUUAACCCCUGAAUAGAAUCCCUCACAAGAGCACAAAUACGCAAAAUAGGUGUUGUCUCAAGCACACCUGAUGCAACCAAUCAAUCUUUAUUAGUUGCACCAGGUGUGCUUGAGCUGUAACACUUGAAAUGCCUGAACUGGCUAGGGGUUUGUUGAGUCUCACAUUUGACUGCAUGUUAGAAAUAUGGCUAAAUCGAAAGAAUGGUUCACAAAGUUAAGAGAAUUGAUCAUCGCCCUACUUAAAAAGGAACAGGAUGCUAAAAAAUAGCGAAGGUGCUAAAUAUUCCUACAGACACUGUUGGAAGCAUAGUCUGUACAUUCAAAGUUGAAGGAACAGUGGUUACACUUCCUGGACAGGACAGAAAAUGGAAGCCAUCAAUGGCCGCAACCAGAUGUUUGAAAAGACAGGUUGUGAAAAACCCUCUAGUGACUGAAAAAAACAUGCAGCAAGGCUUGGUGGCAACAAGCACUGAGGUUUCCAUGAGCGCAAUAGAUUUCAAUGCAACAACUCCAGUUGUACACCGCUACUGACCCAAAACACAAGAAGAAUCAUCUUCAAUAUGCUCAAAAUCAUAUAAAUCAAUCACCGAAGUGUUAGAAUUCUGUUCCUGGAGUUAUAAAACUAAACAGGAACUUUUCAGGCCAAUGGAUCAGCGGUAUGUCUGGAAGAAGAAGAAUGAAGCAUACACUGAAAUGAACUCUCUACCUACAGUUAAGCAAGGUGGUGGCUCGGUGAUGCUUUGAGCCUUCUUUGUAUCCUCUGGUACUGGAAACCUGCAGUGUGUGGAAGGCAAAAUUGAUUCAUUGAUGUAUCUGGAAGCUGAAGCUUGGGUGUCAUUGGACCUUCCAACAAGACCACGAUCCCAAGCAUACCUCAAAUUCCACCAAGGCUUGGUUGCAGAAGACGUAUUGGAAAAUUCUACAGUAGCCAUCACAGACACCUGAUUUAAACCCCAUUAAAAAAAUAAUAAUUCUGGUGGGAUUUGAAGGUGGUGGUUGCAGCACGCACACCCGAGAAUAUUACUAAACUGGAGACCAUUUCUCAUGAGCAGUGGGCUAAGAUUCCACAGGAAUGCUGCUAAAAGCGUGUCUGGCUGUUCAUCUCAUGCACAGCAAGUCAUAACAGCAAAGGGAUGCUCUACUAAGUACUAAAGAAACUUGCCAUGAAGGGCUUGAAUAAUGUUCAGACUGGAUAAGUCAUUAUAAAUUGCAUUUUCAGUUGAAUUUGGUAAAACCACUUGAAGCGUUAGUUGUGUUGAGCUAUUUCAAUUGCUUUUGUUUGAUUUAUUUAUUGCAAACAGCUGAAAGUCUGUACAUUUGACAAUACACCUAAUCUUCUAUGGGGGAUUAAAUAAUUUUGAUUGCAACUGUAUUCUUUAUGCUUUUCACUGUGGAUGUAAUAAUCUUAUAACUAUGUGGAAGCAUUCACUUAUUUAACUUGAUGAUUGUUUAUUUUUUAUUCCUUUUUUAUUUUCUUAAUUCUAGGUCAUGAAACAUCAGAAAAUCACCAUCAGAUUCACGUGAAUGAAGAUGGGUCAAGAUUGUCAACUUGAACUGUAUAUAUAUUAUUUUUAAUUAUUUAUUUUAUCUGUUCAGUUUCAGAAUGCAGAGAUAUAAAAUGUCAUUGUAGAUGAUUGGUAUUGUUAAACCGUAAACUUGUGUUGCUCACCUUUGUACGCAGUCUAUGGGGAUAACCAGAGGAAUAGGGUGUGUAUUAUACUGCACAAUAUAAAUAAUUGGACACCAAAGAGAUUUGGAAAUUUUGUAAUUCAGCCCAGUCUCUCUAAACACUGAAAAAAUGAAUGGGGGAAAUGAAGAUGAUAUUCAGUGUUUUUUUUUUUUUUGUUUGUUUUGUUUUUUAUAUAUAUAUAUUUUUAAUAACUAAGUUAUUUGCUUUUCAUAGGAAAGAUAAAUAGGAAAUAGCAAAGCUAUAAUUUAUUUUUUUGCAGAGUGUUGUAUAAAUAAUCAACCGUUGGAAUUUGGUAUGUUGUUUCACAUCUUGUGAAUAUUUGCCAUUUCUUUGUUCCAUUAUUAAGCAUUUUAUGCACAGGCCUCUCUGCACAGAGAAGCUAUUCUAAAUAGCUUAAAAGCUAUAUGUUAAAGCAAACUGUGUAUUUUACACUGCAAAAUGUCUGUCUUAUAACAUGUAUACAUACAUAUAUAUAUAUAUUUUAAGCUUUUCUUUUUUCUAAUGUAUCUCAUUGAAAUGGUAUCGGUAUUCUCUGUAAAUAGUGUCAAAUACAAUCCUAGGGUGCAUAUUUCUGCAACUAAUCCUUUUUCUACCGGAAAUUGUACAAUAGAAACAGUAGCAUUGUUGCUAUAUUUGCUAAAUAGACUUGUUUUGAAGAUUUGUAACAAUUUUAUAAAUAAAAUAUACUAGCUUAAGUUAGUCAAUGUUAGUGUAUGUAUUAAACUAGCUAAUGCACACACAAUAUUCUGAAAUGUAGUUGUCUUCAUUUGACCGUUAUCACUUUUAGUUGACAUACCAAUGCAAGUGAAAAAUGCAGCAUCAAGCUAUCUAUUUUAAUUGCUUUGGCAUACAUUAUAAUGGAACUGGUUUCUUAGUAAAGAUACAAGUAUAAUGAAACUGAGAUAAGCACAAAAUCAAUUCCUGUUUUGAAUAUUUACUCUAUAUGUUUGCAAUAAAC
Messenger RNA from Pelobates cultripes (western spadefoot toad), 79687 nucleotides. NCBI's taxonomy places the organism in Eukaryota, Metazoa, Chordata, Amphibia, Anura, Pelobatidae. The record is from the annotation of a GenBank genome assembly.